Xyrichtys novacula (pearly razorfish) is the source of this 46236-nucleotide messenger RNA. The record is from the annotation of a GenBank genome assembly. Lineage: Eukaryota; Metazoa; Chordata; Actinopteri; Labriformes; Labridae.
UUGGCAGUGAGGAAGAGGAGAAGAGAGGAUGCUGGAUGCUGAGACGGAGCUGCUGGCGUUACACUCUCUGUCACAGUGAAGCAGUUUCAGCCCGACAAAGAGAAGAAAGGAAAAACAGCACAUCUGUUGGGAGACCUCAGGUAAGAUUCAAGAGACUUUUAUUAUGAAAUUACUGUUUCUCUUCAGAGUUUCAACUGACAUAGUUUUAUACCAGAACAAUUUACCUUUAUGGCUUUUAUUUUGAAGUUUUCACCUGCAUAAACAGACUGAUAUUUUAAGUCAAAUGUGGAAACAGAAACAAUGAUAAACAAACAUGUCUAAACUUCAGCUCAUGAGAAGCAGAUAUUGCCAAAAUGUGCCCAAAAGGCUUUUUCUUCAUUUUAUCCAAAACGAUCUAAUUUGAUCUUUAAAACAUUAAUGACCUAAUUAACUACAGAGCAACUGUAACUGGAUUUUUGAAGGCAAAUCUACAAUUUUUGAUGUAUCUCAAUGAACCAGCUCAUUUUGAACCUUGUGUUAUAAUACUGUCUGCUUUAUCGUUUCCCUUGAUUUCUAACUCGUUACGAAAAAUAACAUCAUCUCGGCAUUUAAUUCCUUCUAUUUGUAUGUCGUGUUUAAAUAUGUUUUUUUUUAAAAAUCACUGUCAGUGUUCACCCUGUGCAGUCCAAGUUUUUAUAUCCUGUUUAACAGAUACUAACUUUUAUACAUCAGCUAAUUAUCUUGUUGGAACAUGUUAUCGUACAUGCACUAAAUGCAUUCUUGUGAGAGCAAGUAAUCACUGUCUUGAAAUGGGGAAACAAGAUCUCAUCUCGAACACACAAAAUGAAAUUGUUAAUCAUGUUAAUGCAUCAGUUAUUUUCUAGUAUAUACGAGUCAUUUCUCUUGAGCACAUAAUAUUAAGAGUCUUGUUGAUAAAAGUUAUAAUGAACUUAUUGUGCAAGCCAGAUAUUUGUUUUGUUGAAAACAGUUUUACUCGUGCACAAAAAAACCAUAUCUUGCAUGUACAAGAUAAGUGUAUUUACAAGAAAAUAAUAUUGUGCACCCCAAAAAAUUCAUUUGUUCCCACAAGAUUAUAAUAAUUCUUAUUAUAAUUAUUUUAGUUAUAGUUAUAACAGCGACUCAUCGUCAAACUUUGUAUCACCUUUAGCCAUCGCAAAGCUAAAUAUCAUGCCCCUUAGCUACAGUGAAGCUAACCAUUGAGUUCUGUUAUGAUUUAAGCAUAUACUGUCUUUUGGGGAGGUUGAUCUUUAAUUUGGAAAAAAAAUGUAAAUGACCAAACAACUUGAUGUUUUAUGUCGUUUUAUUUAACAGGCAGACAUUUUCCACAUUUAGAACACUCGCUUGCUUUAUUAGACUCCGGCUAGCUGUUCGCCCUUGUUCCCAGUAUUUAUGCUAAGCUAAGCUAACAGGCUACCAGAACUUUCUAGCAUAUAAAUGUGAGAGUCUUCAAAGAACAAAUAAAUAUUGACAAUAACUAUUGACACCCAAAUUGCUCUUAAUGAAAAUUACUCGUAAUUUUGAUCUUUGUUUGGAUAAAAUAAAGACGUUAAUGUUCAUAUUUAUUAAGUUUCAGGGGUGGUUGUGGCUGUUGUCUAAUGCUAACUGUUAACCCGUCUGUGGUCUUGGCGCUUCAUUUGGUUACAGCAAACAUCCCCAACUGUAGCUUAAAUUAUGGCGCCUAAAGGUGGUGCCACCUUUCUCUUCACGUUCAUAAUAGAGACAAGGCCAAGGACGGUAGCCUAGAUGACUAGUCUAAAAUUAGGCUACCACAGGUCUAAAAAUGAAAGUUUUUUUAUACUUCUAAAUUUAGACCAGGGGUCCGUUUCACGUAGGUGGUUCAACAAACUCUGAGUUAAAUCCUUAACUCUGAGUUGAUCUACUCUGAGUUAGGAAACUCUGAGUUUCCGGUUUCACAAUACCUGAUUUGAGACGGUUUUAACAACUCCGAGUAGUUUGACCUGGAGUUAAGCACGUGCACGCCAGACAUAAACAGCCAGCAUCUGUGGAGCGCAGAUUCAAUGAUCAACCAAUGGAAACAGGGAGAAGGAGGGGCAGCAGCAAGCCAACAGCGAAUUACAGCACGUUUUUAAAAGAAAGUGCAAUACAGCAGCAGCUGCAAAGGAGAGGGAGAGGGCUUGGGAGGAAAUCGCUGCUCGCGUCAAUGCGUAACUUUAAAUCUAGUCUCGUGCAAUCACAAUGACAGACUGUUGCAGGGAAACUGCUUGAAUCAUUUUGAUCAUGUUUUACAUUGUCAAGUAAGUAUUAAGUGGCAGUUUGAUCCCUUAGAAAAUGCUCUUUACACACUCAAAAAUGAAUUUUACUCUCUUAUGAUGUUCUGUUAAAUGAUUAGGAAUAUUAAAAUAACUCUCAGUAUGUAUAUGUACAUAUAUUAAACUAACACACACUACACUCAAUAUUAGACUUUCACUCAGCAAACAGACCGGCGGCGAUCGUCGAACGGGUGGGGGUGGGGGGCAGCUCCUCUGCCCCCGUUAAAGGUGGGGCUGCUGGGCCACCACCCGUUUUUGUGUUAGUUUAAUAUUCCUAAUCAUUUAACGGAACAUAAUAAGAGAGUAAAAUUCAGUUUUGAGUGUGAAAAGAGCAUUUUUUAAGGGAUCAAACUGCCACUUAAUACUUACUUGACAAUGUAAAACAUGAUCAAAAUGAGAAAAUGCCGAUGUCUCACCUGAAACUCUGGGUUUACUGAGUUAAACCUGCUCCCGAGCAGGUUAGGUUCACGGAGUCUGUUACUGUGGUAACUGACCGCGAGGUUGAGUUACCUCUCUUUGUGAAACAGGUUAGAGUUACCCCUCUCUCCCUGGUUUAACUAACCCUCCUUUGUGAAACGGAAAACUCAGAGUUUCCCUGAUUUCAGGGUUAACAAACUCGGAGUUUCCAUUAAACCUGCUACGUGAAACGGACCCCAAGUCUAAAUCUGGGCUAUAUCUAUACUACACUGUAUAUUGCUCAAUGGCUAUCAUAAUUAUUUUGGUGAAGUACUUGGGGAUCAGUUAUGCAACUCACAGUUGCUUUUUGAAAUAAAUAGUUAUCGAAUAAUGGGUUAAAGUGCAACGUCUAAAUUCUGUCUAAAAAUAUACAGAAUCUAGACGGCUGAAAUUAGGUCUAAAAAAAAAAGACGUCUAAUAGAUGUCUAUUGCUCAGAGGGUACUUGGCAAAUAGGUGUAAAAGUAUCAUGUUUUUCAGUGUUACACAUUAACUUUGCUGAAGAUACUUAGCGAUGAAAAGCUUUGCACAAAAUGUUGUUAUUAUAAUGUGUUUUCUGAAUGGAUUUUCCCAGAGCCGGCCCAAGCCUCAAUGGGGCCCUAAGCAAAAUUUGAUUUUGGGGCCCUCCAUUUCUGCCAAUAAUAUUGAUUGUUGAUCAUUCACACACCUUCACAAAUCUCUUCGAUUAACAUUCCCUGACAUGCAAACAUACCUUUAUCUUGGCGUUUUUUCUCUUCUUCCUCUUUCCUUUCUCUGCUCCUGAAGGAUAUGUCCUUUUUUGCGACAUUGUUUUGCCCCAUAACAACUGCGCAUUGGAUGCUCAGUGCACAUUGCUCUGCAGAAGUCACAUAACGGUAAUGGAGCUUUGACAUGUCGGCAGUAAGAAUCAUAGGCAGCAGCACUAAAAUAUUUUUACUUUAUUUUAUUUUAUUUUUAUUUUACAUUCAUAUAUAUUUGAUCAUACAAAAAGCAUCACUUAUACAUGCAAAAAAUAAGAAAUAUUUAAACUGUUCUUUUUUUUUUUGAUUGCUCUUGGGGGCCCCCUAUUGGCUGUGGGGCCCUAAGUAGGCACUUAGUUCGCUUAUGCCUUGGGCCGGCUCUGGAUCUCCAACAAGUGAAAGUCAAUUUUGAGGUGCUAGUGGGUGGAUUGCAUAACAGUUAUCCAGGUGUGUCCUCAUAUCAAACACACAGGCAGGAAUUAAAUCAGUCUUUUCCUUUUAACUCUCUGCAAGUAGGUGAAUAAGUGCGUCUCCCAAAUUUGAAAGUGCUUCCAUUAAUAAAGGAGCACUUUGUAAAUGUUCAUGAGCAGGAAGUACGAGGAGAGCGUGCAUCAGAGAUGAGGAGGCGUUCAGUCUCAGCAUCCUCGGUCAGCACAGAGGGUGAAGGAGCACGCAGCUCGCUGCCUAACGUGUCAUGGCAGCAGUUUAGUCAAAGCUGAGAAGGACGGGAUGAGGAGGGGAAGAGGGAGAAAGGAAGCAUGAAUUCACUCAGCCUUUGUGUGAGAAAUUGAUUUGCGAUGCUACAGCGCUCAUUUUAUAAUUUGUUCUAUCAUCUUCAGCCACCGUUGAGAUUAUCGAGCCCCCUUCUUCUUUCCCAUGCUCUCUGUAAUCCUGGCUGAAUGCCCCUUUGACCCUAAAUCAGCUGUAUUGACAGUGCUGUGUUUGAGGUGGGCGGUGGUGGAUUAUUCAGACUGCUGAGCGCUCAGGUGCUGACGGACUGAUGUGGCUAAUGUGCUUGAAUAGAGACGAUUCAUGCCGGCUCAACACCCCCCGCCUGCUGAACUCAGGGGAAAUACCUCCUACUGUAGGUGUUUUUUUUUUCCUUGACUUUGUGCUUUUGAGAUGUCCUCUGUGAAAGCUCAGUGUUAUUUUUUCUGUAGGAUGACAGCCUCUCCAUUCAACUAAAUAAUGAAAAUGUAUCUGCAAGGGGAGUUUGUGAAGUAAAAAGUUAGGCACGGUUUGGACAGCGUGCUCUGCUGUGGCUUACAUUAACUGCAUGAUGUCUUUAUCAGUUUGAUUUCAAAAAUAGAGUUAUACAAUCAUGUAAGUCGUCAGUCCUACUCCGAACACUGCACAUACUCCCAUAUAUGUCUUAUUACACAUGCUGUCAUUCAUUUUUCGUUUCAGACACUAAAUCCUCGAUGUGAGUAUGUGGAGUGCCAAAGCCUGAAGCAGGGUUAGAUGCAGCAUGAAAAGAAGGAGUUGAGGUGGAGGUGGGUUGUUAAGCUAUUAGUGGCUGGAGGAGUAGACCCUCUGAAGUGGAUUAGAUAGAGCGCCCAUUCUGACAUUUCCCCUUCAUUGCUGUUAGCUUCACUGCCUAAUAGGGCUGGCCAAUAUGGAAAAAUGUUUUUUUCCUAUCAGUAGAUAUCGGUAUAUAUCACGAUGUAAAAAUAGAAAUUUAACAGUGCUUAUUGGUAGCAUGUCUUUUGCAAUCCAAUAAGCUACUGCAUCUGUGAGGUCUUUGUGUCUCUUUGACGUUUUGUCAAAAAGUGUUGCGCUAGAAAAAGUGGACUGAAUGGUCCGCUGUUUCAGCUGCACAGGCGCCAUGGGCUCCUUGCUCCACUCGGGGUUUGUAACCUUUUUGCAUUGCGCGUGCUCUGCUGCAUGGCGCUGCUUCAGGUGGUGAAAAAGAUUUGAGGUAUUCCCCGACUUUGCGAGAACAUGCACUCGAUAUAGUGCAGUGCACAUUACUCUGCUUCAUGUCCGACCUCAAAAAACCAGAAUACCUCCACCCCACCAACGUUUUGGUGCCAGUGUUGUCAACGAUGUCCUCAUCUGUUGAACCUUCAUCGUCAUUUAAGUCGGGGGUAGCACUCAUUUUCUUUUUUCUCCCUGACAGUACUGUCAAGUUCACAUGUUAAAGUGCUAUGGUUGCGUGUAGCUGCAUCCUGCUACUAUGCAGUCAUUUGAGACUUGUUCUGAUUCAGCACGAUUGGUUCAGUGCAAAGCGGACCCGCAGCAACUCCCCUUUUCAUUGGCUACUCGUAAAGUCUAGCAAAACAUGGCAGAAUGCCAACUAUCGAAAAGUAAAUUGACCAUGUUUUAUAUUGAGGGAAAUUAAUUUUGGGAUAUAUCGUCAUCGUAUUAUUCCCUCGGCCCUACCGCUAAAGGUUUAAAACACAUUGUAGACAUGAGAAGGUUAGAGAUACUCUAAUCUGCUGCCGGUGCACGGAUUGCAGGACAGAGUGCUGCCCUGUGAAUGUGUCAGUAAUGAUUAUUUUCUCACACAGACUUUUUUGUCUGUUUAAUAUAAAGUAAAGACAUAAUGGUUCUGGUAAGGAAGUAGUCAAGCUUCCUGAUGUUGGUUUAGUCCACUUUUCUGAGUCAAAGUGAGGCGUCAGUUUUUAAUUUCAUCCUGUUUUGUAUUCAGCUGAAACCUCCUCACUGGAGCUUUAAUUGUGAAAGUCAUAAAGGAAAGAACUGGCAGCAAAAUCAGUCCCAAGAGAACGUCAGCGAGGACCAAAAGAGGUCAAAAUAAUUGAGCGUCUCGUUCUCUUGGGCCAAAAACAAAGGAAGGUAAAAAUCUCUGGUUUUAGUCAACGCCCCCGGUCUGCUGCUGAGGUAGGCUGUUUGAAAAAGAGAAGAAAGGAUGUGAGGUCAAAGAGAUGCUGACCUUUCACCUUUUGAGAUUCAAAUGUCAUCAUUCCAUCAUUUUUUUAUCCAAUGGGACAUUUGCGUGAAACAGUGUCGAGACUCAUUUAAAUUUAUGUUGACCUUUGACCUUUAACCACCAGAAUAAAAUCAGUUCAGUCCUGGGAGGGAACAGUUCACCGCAGAGGUUUACUGAGUAACAGAAACCACAAUAUGAACUUUAAUGUGUUAAAUAUUUCAGAAACUCUUUAAUCAGCUGAUCUGUGUGGACACAGCAGCAGCAGAGAAGAAAAAGUGCAAACAUAAGGCUGAGCAUCCUUAAACAACCUCAUCCUGUUUGGUAUCAAUACUAUUGAUCCAUGUAUCAAUACCCCAAACAUGACUUAGCAUUAGUGGUGUCAAUACUGCAGGUAUCAGUCCCUGUUUGUUCCUGAAAACACACGUUAUCAUUGACCUUUGACUUCUUGUAGUUUCCAUGUAAUCAGAUGUAGUUGAACAUGUUUAAUGAAAGUCGAAAAAGCAUUAUUAUUCAAUCUAAUCAAUGCAACUUCCCCGGAUAUUAUGGAAAUUGUCCUAAAAAGAUAAAUAGACUUUAUCUCCAAAUUAGAAUUAUAUUCUUGGACUAAAUUUAGAUUAAAUGUUGCUAAAAAAAAGGCCAAAUAUAAUUUUUCUGAUUGAGAAAUUCUGAAUCAGCCGUUUCAGAGGUCAGAGAAAGCAUGACAAAUUAAAAUGAUAACCCUGCUGUAAAAAAUUUGAUCCAUUAAAAUCACAAAGAUCUGUAAAACAGUAACCUGUGCAUAAGUUCUUUCACAUUUCACCAUUUACGUUCACCUAACUAAAAAGCUUUACUUGUAUGUAAGGUUUUAAUGGUUUGUACUGAACUGUUUUCACAGGCUCAGGAUCUUAAAUCUUCCUCCAACCUUGACUUUACCAUAAAAAUGUAAAAACCUGAGUGCAUAUGCACAUGCCUCACACACUCCUAUUAUCACAGGUAGUAAAAGUGAAUGGCUUUGUGUUAUUGAUGCACGGUACACGUCCGGUUUAAGUGGCUGAAAUCGCUUCUUCGAUCCUAAAACAGAGUCAGGGUUGGGGUCAAGUCCAUUCGGAGUCGAUCUAUUACAGUAAUCAAUUGAAAUUCAUGACUUCCCCAUUUCUCCCAUUUCUUCCCGUGAGGGCUAUUCCACAUGAGCUCGUUCAUCCCAGCGUUUAGCCGUUUGGACGGUUGAGAUGUCCAGUAAUUGACUUUUCCUCCUCCUCUGAUCUGCAGCUGAGGCAUUAUCGUGUUCGGCGUGCAGGGAUCCUCUGAGCACAGCGGGAGCAGCAGAUGUGCUCCACAAACCCACCGAGGCCCCACAGUCAGUGUGUGAUUAGCUGCGUAUUAUGGGUGCACUCGAAUUGUUCACAGUGAGGAUGGAUGAUGGAAUGGAUGUGUGUGUGUUUUUGUGUGUGUGUGUGUGUGUGUGUGUGUGUGUGUGUUUGUGUGUGUGUGUGUGUGUGUGUGUGUGUGUGUGUGAGUCACAGAAAACAGCUGUAAACAGAAAGGACUGUGACAUUUAAAUCUGCCUCCAUGUGUGAGUCUGUUCUCUGUGCAAUCCACAUAAACUCUCAGAGGCCCCAUUGAGGAGGAUCCUGAACUUUGUUUGAGGUUCAACAUCUACCCAAGUCAGCGCUUUUAUAGUCAGAGCUGAGUCUCGUUAUCUCAUUACAGCGCCAAGAUGACUACCUUUGUCUGGGUCCAAAUUGAGUUCCUAGUACCCAAGCAGUCUGCCCCAGGGCAGCUGUGACUACUAAGGUAGUUUAUCACCACCGAGGUGUGACUGUGUGGGCGAAUGAAUGAUGUAUCCAAUGCAUAGCGCUUUGAGGGUCUCUGAUAAAGCGCUUUAUGAAAUCUGAUGCGUUAUUAUCAUUUAUUAAUAAGUACAUAUUGAUAAAAGACAUUCUAAAUCAUUGAGAUGUUAUUCCAGGUCCAAAUUGAGUUCUCGAUAUUUAAUCAAAAAUCCAUUAUGAGUCCUGAUUAUCCAAGUCCAGGUAAGAGUUGAGCCUCAUCUACCUUCACCCAAAAAGACCUGAGUCAUAAUUACUUUAGUCCAGGUUAUUUCAGGUGCAAGUUGAGUCCUCAGUACAUUAGUUCAGGUCAAAUAGGAGUCUGUAUGACUUUGGUCCAGAUCCAUAUUGCCUUCUUUUAACCUAAGUCCAGAUCUGAGUUGAGUGCUUUUUACCUGAGUCAAGGUGAGUUACGUCCUGUCAAUUUAAGUCCUGACCCCACUCAACACCUUGUUACCUUAGUCUUGGCAAGACUCCAUUUGUCCAGGUCAUAUCGUUGUACAAAUCCAAGUUGAGUCAUUAUCACCCUGGUCCAGAUCCAAGUUGACUCCUUGUUACCUUUGUCAAGUCUGAGUUGAGUUCCCAUUGCCUUGGCCCACACUUUAAUUGGGUUCUGACUACCUUAGCCCAGAGUCAAGUUAGAUUUUCACCCUAGCUAAGGUCCAAGUGGACUCCUUUUUACUGUUGUCCAGGUCAAAGUGAGUGCUCAUUUCCACGUCUCGGACCAAGUUGAGUUCUUUUUACCUUAGUAUAGUAAUUAGAUGAGUCCUUGUUAUCUGGAUCCAAGUCCAACUUAAACCUCUACCAGCUUGGUCCUUGUCCAAGUUGACUCCUUAUUACCUUAGUCCAGGUUUAAGUGUAGUCCUUUUUACCUAGUCUCUGUCCAAGUUCAGUUCUAGGUUUGACUUGAUUCCUUAUUAUCUCAGUCCAGGUCCAAGUUGGGUCCCCAUAGUCGACGAAACACAAAGUCACAAUUGAGUCCUAAUUACCUGGAUCUGUUCUCAGUUUAGUCCCCAUUAUACCUGAGUCAGAGUUACAGUUGGUCUGAUAAACCAAUUCCAAGUCCAGGUUGAACCUGUGGUACAAUUCAUGUUGAUUGAUUGCUUCCCUUUACCUAAGUCUGGGUCAGAGUUGAGUCAAUGUCAACCGAGUCCAGGCCAAGGUUUAGUUUUUUUACUUUAGUCAAAGAUUAAGUUCCCUAUUCUCUGAGUUCAACCUUUAGUCGGGUUCCCAUUACUCAAGUCCAAGUCCUGGUCAGGUCCUGUUUGGAGGUUGAGUCCUUUUUUCCUGAUUCCAAACCUCUGUUGAAUUCUCUCCAAGUCCGAGUUGAUUUUCAGAAUCAUAGUCAGAUUCUGGUCUCAAUGAGCCUGAAUCACAUUUGAGUCCUUCUUACCUUUGUCUAAGUCUAGGGGCGGUCCUUGUUAAGUUCAAUUUGAGUCCCGGUUACUGAGUUACUUUUCAAGGUCUUCUGGGAGGGACUGUGGACAUGUGGAAACACAUUGGUCCUUUUUUGGAAAUGGAAUAAAUUGUUAUGCCCAAAAAACCCUAGAAAUUUUUUCCUCCAACGUGGAAAACAAGUCUUGUCUAAAGGACCCCUAACCUGUUCCUAAGUGCAGUGUUGAGGUAGAUGUACUCCAUUAGCCUCUGCGGUCAUGACAUCAUGUAGGCUGUGAAGGACAUGAGCUAUGAUUGGCUGGAAGCCCACAUGUAAUCCGUCAUGUCUCUCACUGUGUCGCCGCAGUAAUUUAUGACUCUAUAAUCACUUAAUGUGACACAGUGACCAUCCCACAGGACAAAACCAUCAUCUCAUCCCAUCUUUAGACACUCUUUAUUGUUUCUCAGAGCAGCGAAACGUCAGACGGUGGCCAUGACACGGUCACGGACACUUUUAAUGUUUGCACAAUAUCUUUCUGCACAAGAUUGGAUGUUGACUGAUGAUCAUGCCAUGUCUGAGGAGGACACAUCUGAUCUUUUUUCUCACCAUUUUUCUACCUUUAUUUUUUACUCCUGCAGCUGACCUUGUCACAGUGAAGUCAGACAGAAAAAAACCUACUCACACACACACAGGAGUGAGAGAGCAGAACAAGAGGAAAACGCAGGAAUAAUUAGCCUGAGGUUUGCAUUUUUGUUUUGUUCAGUGUGGUGUAGUUCAGCACCGCCCCUGGUGUAUACAUGCACGCAAAGAGAGUCUGAGAUUUAUACACCAUAUGGGUGUGUAAUCUGGUAUUUGAGAGCGCUGGAAACAUUGGCACACACGUGCAGCUGCUAAUUAUAGCUGCCUUUAUUAUAGUUCCUGUUAAAACAACAUCUACACUUUGGGUUCGCACAGAUUUGUCGGAUGAUGAUUUUUUUUUUAUUUAUGCAGCUGGAAGUGGAGAGAUGGCAGGAAAUAUGAGGAUUGCAUACAGCGAAGGUCACAGGUUUGAUGUCAGGUCAUGGUUGGCAUCAAGGACAGGCUUCAUAAAGGGGAUUCUGCAGUUUUAAGGGCUAAAUGAUGACAUAGAACAGCAGGUUUUCAGGUUUUUCAUGCAAAACAAACAUAUUUUAAUCAUCAUGUUUGCUUAUUUUGCAGAAACAUGGUUCUGCUCUGACUCACAGCAGGUCCUCUCUAUCUUAGCCACAGACGGAGACCUAAGUCUGGAUAUUCCAGUUUGCCAACAGAAUAAAAAUGAUCACCUUUGCAGGACUUUAGGAGGUCUUGACUUUUUUUUUUCUGUUCAGUCUUCGGCUUCUUCUUUUUAGGGUUACUUGUUUGGAAGUUAUAUAAGAUAAAAAGAAAGCAAGAAGACUGGAUUUAACUCCGAAUCGAGCCAUCGUCCUCUAGGUACUGGUUUGAUUCAUCCUACUCCCCUGACCUACAGGUUUUUCGCCUACUUUUCUCUUUUCUUUCUGUUUUGCCCUUUAUGUAACACCAGCAGACUUUGAUGGUGCUUCAAAACAGUUCUGGAGGUGAGAGCUCAGAAAUGACACUGCAAGGGUACCUACGCCAUCACAGAGCGGAGCGCAGGGUCCCCGACUGAACCACUGUGUUUGAUGUGUUCAGAGGGAAACUGCUGAAAGUAGACCUGAAUGUUGGUACAUAUCCAAUCAUAAAACAAGUUUGGAAAAUGUUGAUAAAACCUGAUUUUGAUGGUUUGCAAACCCUUAAAAAUCUCUGUUUAAUUUAAAUUAAUACAAAAAACACAGAUCACAAUAUUGAAACUGCAAGAUUAGUUGUUUUGGGAACCAAGGAGACCAGUUUCUGGAGAUCAGGAAGUGAAAUGUCUCAUUCCUGCCUGAAAAGGGAUUCCAUCUUUUAGUCGUUAGGGGUCUUUUAGGUCUCUUUAGGGGUCUUUUGUUGCUCCUAAACCUUUUGAUAUUAUUCAGCAUUAAUGGAGGCUUCACAGAUGUGGAAGAUACCCACGAUGCACAAUUUUGGCCCAAAAUAAAAUCUGCUGCACAGGAAAUGUACGAAAGACAGAAGAAGAGUACAGAGCAUGUGUAUAAAGGUUGUUUUGGCCGGACACGUGCAGGCGCCAUAAAAGAGUUACACUGUGUGUCACAUGAUCGUUUUGAGUGAUGCAGAUAGGCAUCCACACGGAGAUGAAAUGGUAGUCAUUUAGGGAUUUAUUCACUCUCUGACCUGUUUUUAAAAAGUACCAUUUACAGUCACCAUAAGCGCCAUGUCUGUGUGGAUGAAACGCCGAUGCGACAAAAACUUUUGCGUUUACCCCUGAUUUCGUGUGGACGGGUUGAUACCGCCUUCAGACCGCCUUCACCACUCUUUGCAGCGGGGAGUGGUUUGCUUUUCAUACAAAACUGCGAAGCCGUACCAAUUCCACACGACUGACUUGCAUUCGUCCUAUUUAGCCACAAAAUUAUCGCCUUCUUUAGCUAACGCCAUGUUUGUUUACACUGGUGUGUGUGGGAACUGGGGAGCGUUACAGUGGCCUAGAGGCGCGAAACAUGACCGAGAAGAAAAUUGAUAUGAGGAUUUUAAUUAUUUCCAACAAUUUCAUCAUCAAAUAAUCCAAUUACAAUUUAAAAUCAAUUAAUUAGGCAGCCCUACCCUCUACUCUUUAAAACUGAGGACACAGUGUCUAUGAUUUCAAUUCUUCCUUGAAAGGACAACUACACUUACUUAGAAGUAAGUCCAGUUGUCCUUUCUAUGCGGUGACUUCCACUUCAGAGUCCUGUCUGUCAUCAGGGGUGCUGGAUUUGUACUGGGUCUGAGAACAAGCUUCGACUCUUAAAAUCCCAGAAACAGUGCAGUUUAUCAGAAAAGGUAUACAGUCGAUCUUUGACAUGUUUCAUCCUUCUGCUUCCACACAGACCAGGUUCAGUCAUUUACAGACACGACUGACGUCAAUGCUUUUAGCCGCCCAUACUGGGAUUGAAGACCAGAUUACUCUUACAUGUACGCCUAGCUUUACCCUGGGGUCAUCAGAAAGGGGGCCUCCGUUGACGUUCAUGUAAGGGUUAACCAUCCCCUGAGAGUCAUCAGACAGGGGAUAAAGUGGGCGGUGAUGCGUCUUUGCAGAACUAAGCUCCAUAAGCUGCUUCCUCACUCUGACAAGCCUCAGCAGAGGAGAGCAUGGAGGGAUGAGGAAGCAGAGGACAUGAAUAGGUGGAUGGAUGGAUAAUGAUGAUGAUGAUGAAUGAAUGGAUGGAGGAUUGACUAGAGAAGUGACAGCUGUGUUGUGUUGUCAGCAUGAAGAAACCAGACGGAGAUGAGUGUUGAGUAGACGAUGUGUGUUUGUAAUCGAGCUGAAAUGUUCCAGACUUAUUCAGAUGGGAGCGCUUAGACUCCUUGGGGGAUGCUCUGUGUACCGUAAAUAACCGUUUUCCGGGAUAAACCUGGUUUUUGAGGAUGACUAACCUCAUUCGAAGUCCAAAGACUGAUCUAGUAGUACCCUCAGGCAACAUUUGUUCUGUCCCAAAUAUUCUGUCACUGCACUUUUAAAACAUAAUUCUGAUUCAAGCUGUGAUUCUGAUUCAAAUAUCUGUUAGCAGUUUAAAAGUCAAAUAUUCAGAUUGAGGAUUUUGUGAGCGUGGUGGCACACCAACACCUUCCUCCACUGGUCCCAUGUUUGUUAAAUGAAUGUGUAUCUGAAAUUAAAAUAUUUCCUGCCUGCAUUGCCAUGAGCACAAUGACGGAGCAGAGAAAGUUAGAUUAGCUAGGGUUUCCAUAUUCUGAAUCCCCAAAAAGAGGACACGACUACGCUGGGUCAAAGUCAUGUAGUCGCACAUAGUUAAUUUCGAGAGUUUUUCGGGUCAGAUCGAGUGUCUUUCACGUGCUUCUAACUCAGUAGGUCCAUGUGAUACAAACUUAAAAUUUCCAUACAAAACCCCGGACAUUUGAAGGAUUUUAUAAACUCCCACGGACAAAACUGGACAAGGCCGGACAGCCCCCAAAAAGAACACUUAUAAGAAGAAGACAUCUAAUGAUAACAAUGCAUCAGAUUUCAUAUGGCGCUCAAAGCGCUUUACAUUGGCUACAUACAUUCACUCACACAGUCACACCUUGGUGGUGGUAAACUACCUUGGUAGUCACAGCUGCCCUGGGGCAGAUUGAUGGAAACGUGGCUGCCAGUUUGCGCCUUCGGCCUUUCCGACCACCACCACACAACACUCACAAUCAUACACCAGUGGAGGACACACACUCGGAGCAAGGUGGGUUAAGUGUCUUGCCCAAGGACACAACGGACAGACUCGAGAUAGGGGGGAGUCAAACCGCCAAUCUUUUGGUUAUUGGACAACCGCUCUACCUUCUGAGCUACUGCUGCCCUAUGAUUACCCUAUGCUUGCUAAAUCAGAACUUUACUGCAGAUCACUUCUUAAAACCUCUAAAAUGUGAGAUAUGAACACAGGGAGGGAAAGUGUUCACUCAGAAGAUGACCCUCUAUUUUUGUCACUGGUGGACAUGGUGAAGAGUUUAAGAUCAGAAGUUGAAUGUCCACUCCCAAAAAUAAUAAACCACGAUUCUACCAAAGCAAGUAGUUACUAAUGUUAGCUAGUAGUCUGACGUUUAUUAGCUGUAAAACUAGGGUGACCAUACAUCCUCUAUUACCUGGACAUGUCCUCUGUUCUGGGGGCUGUCCAGCCUUGUGCGGGGGAGUUUAUAAAAUCCUUCAAAUGUCUGCGGAUUUUUAUGGAAGUUUUGUAUCUGUGUAGCGAGGACUAACUGAUUUAGAAGCGCAUAAAAAACACUCAAUUCGACCUGAAAAAAAUCCUUAAAAUUUUGCACGCAAGUCCGCCUCAUGUGGUAGUGUAUUGACACAUUUGAAACCCUUAUUAGCUGCAGCUUGACCCAUUUGUUGCUAUAGAAACAACAUGUUUUAACAGGCAUGUUGGAUCUAAUACAGAUAAACUGAACUGAAACUCUGGUGUUUGACUCCUUGUUGAGGUCUGGUUGUCUCUCGCUGAGGUGUUUGAUGAGUCUCGAUGUGUUUCCUCAUUUGUGCAGGGUUGUCUUGUAGCUUCUUUUACACCCGGGUUUUGAUGAGUCAGAGAUUUCUCCACUAGAGUUGGCUCUGUGAGCAAAGUAAUCCCACAUGAGACUCUGUCAGCAGGUUCUGCUCAUCUGCAGAGGAUGAAGAGGUGUUUUCUUCAGAAGAUGACUCACUCGUCUUGUCGUAGGUAGUGGACGUGUCAUGGCAGAGGCAUUGCUUUUCUUAUUCAAUGAAACCAGAGAAUUACGUCGUUUCAACAGGAAUGACUAACCCCGAAUUUUCACCACGUCUGAAACGGCUCAGAUACGGAACGGGGGCAAUUUCUGCUGUCCGCCAAUUCCCACUGGAUCUGUUUGUGAGACGAAUUUCGUGGCAGAUUACGGACAGCAGGAAUUGCAAGAACUCACAAGGAAUCACGGAUUCACUUGCAAUCGUGCGAUAACAAGUUGUCUCUAUAAAGACAGCCACAUAACCAUAUAGAUUGUGUCCAUUCAGAGGAGGAAAUCCAUUUCUAGACUUCUAGAAUUAGCAUCUCCUCAUCCAUGGUGUCAACGGGGUGAAAUGCUGUCUAAAAACCUUUCACUUGUUUGUCCCCGCCCACGUUUGCAUGGUAUGAAAUAUGAUCCACCUGAAACACAGAGUUUUAUUUUGAAAAGAAGCCAGAUUUUUCAUUUUGUGUCUGUGCCUGACUUUCUUUCCAGCACGGGUUAAUCUGUGCUGGAUUUAUCUGACAUGCUCCGGCGUCCAGGAAAUAAUAGAACUCUUGCGAUCAGCUGCAGAGUCUGGCGAUCCCCAGUGGAAUAGAAAGAAGCUGGUGGAAAUUGACACAUUAACGUAAAUGGUUACGAUCAGCUGUGAUCGGUGAAUACGACCUUUUCGUAGCCGUUCUGGAUACUGAGCACUGACAGUCUGAAAUUUUUUCCUACAGACCUGCAGAGUUAUGGGUGAUAAUAUUGGACAUCAGACAUCUCAGUUAUAAAGAGGAGUCCCUCCUCUUUUGUCAGCAUAACUCUGAGGGCUCUAUUUUGGUGCCUCGCCGGAGACGUGCCGCAAGCGCAGCGUCAAUCAGAUCCGCCGCGCUGACAAGGCGUUCCCAAGCACAUUUUGGUAUUUUGGUGAGCCGCGCAGCCCGGCGUAAGUAUCCCCCCUCCCUAACUCAGCUCCUCCCGGCAGCAUAAGUCAUAGACGGGGAGGAGAGAGGGUGUGGAGUGGGUUUAACACAGCCGAGACCUGUUUUCACCAAUCAAAUAAGCUCCUCUCCUUGCCUUUAAAUCCGCCACCGGCGAGGCGUAUUACUAUUUUCAUGAAGUAGUCAAAGAGAUCAAGAGAUGUCUGAAGACAGUUAUGCCACACGAUGGCGACAGAGGGCAGCUCCUCAACAAGUGUCCUCCACACUCUCUCAUAUGAGCACAGAUGGAUUUGGUGUGCGUAAUGUUGGACCCACUGGUAAGACAAACACCCUUUUCCACAAAUAAAGACACUCACAUAAAGUUGCAUAUAUUCAAACCUCACGUGACAAAGGUGGGUUUAGCGCACAGAUCACAACAUAAACUCCAAAAAUGGCAUUAAAAUCAGAACCAUCUGUGCGUAAAUGACGCAUCGCGCUCCGUGGCCUGGCUCUUUCUUUCAUAGAUGUUGGCAUAUAAAAUAAAUUUGGCUCACAAAACUGAAUAUUUUAAUAUCCGUAUGUCGGCUUAAAGUAGAUAACGCAUCUGAGCACUGAAACAAAUCAUCUGUUCAGCCGCAGCAGCAGCAGGAAGACGGACAGAGGACACGGAGACGUGUCCAGGUCGAGCUGUGCGAGAAAUAAGAGGAAGAAAGAAAAGGAGGGAGACGAAUUACAUAUCUUGUUAACUUCAUCAUGUGUGUCUAUUUACUAGAUAUUUAAUUUAAUUUGAUGCAGUUUUAGCUGUAUUGAUUCGGUCAGGUUGUGUGCCCAAACGCGUGCCAAACGCGCUCAUCAGAUCAGAUAUAGAUCAGAAUAUAUCUAUGUUGAUUUAAAUGUAUGUGCUGACUCAGAUUAAUAGUUGUUGUUGAUUAUUUAUUGCACUGAAAUCUGCCUGACACUGUGGAAACCUGCCGGUGAGGCAUCAGUGACGUAUGUCGAUACGCCGCCGGUCUACCAAAAUACUACUAGACCAGCUGCGUUCCGCCUUGCGCUGAAAGCUGACCAGGUUUGAAUCGGCGAGCUUUCAGCGCACGUUACACGCCGGUGGCGAGCACGAAAAUGUCACUGCGCCAGCUGAUUCUGUCAGCACCUCCCCCUGCCACGCCACCACGCCCAGCUUGGCGGAUCUCGGCUCGCCUCUGUGCGGCUCAGUCCACGAAAAUACCAAACUGGCCUUACGCUGGGCUCCGCCAGACGAAAAUACAACUGCGCGGGGCUCGCCGCCCUCCGCCGCCUCACCGGCGCGAACGAAAAUAGAGCCCUGAGUGUUGGUAUUUGUCUGUAAUUAGGCCCAUGAUGAGCUACAAGUUUAGCAUGCUAAUUGAGACGUACAGUGUUUCCAAGUUGUGACUUUGGAGGGUGUCAGACUGAAAUGUCAAGUGUGAGAUUAGUAAAAUAAACACAGCUUCAAACACACCCUCAGAUAUUUGGCCAGGGUUGUCCCUUGUCACUGAUCCUGUUCCUGAUCCUCAUGGACAGGAUCUCAAAGCACAGCUGGGGGGAAGGGGAUUGUUGGCUUUAUCAGAUGAUAACCUCCAGUGAUUUUCAGGGUCGUUUCAAGUUCAGUGUGAAACCGCUGGGAUAAGAGUAAGUACGUCCACGUUUGCUGUCUUCUGUUGGGCGUGGGUCGCUGAUUGACGAGCAGAUUACGGCAUCGGCAGUAACGUGGGUGCUGAGGGUCAGAGGUCGCAGAGAUGUAAGGAAAAGUGUUCGAUUUCUCAGUCGAUGUCUUUACUCCUCAUGAUCUUUGGGGAGUGAUGGAGAGUCCAGACUCAGCUCUAGAGAUGCGACAGAGGCAUCCAAGAUCCCAGGAGCCAGCUGAGGUGGUUUGAGCAUUUGAAAAGUUGUCUUUUAAAGUCUGAAAUCAGGCCAACAGUGUUCACCUAAAGAGGCAGCCAGGUCCAUGACGGAUCUGUGUAUUUUAUCAGGGUUGGCUGUGGAGAAAAAGGACCCUGGUGCAGAUUACAACAGGCUCUCUAAAUAUAGAUUUCCUCCAGAUCUGUGUUUGGUUCUUCAAUCUACAGAUCUUUGCCUGAACCUGAAGUUAUCAUCAUUAAUCCCCUUACCCCUAAUUUUAGCUUCAUUAUUAAUCUAUCCUCUAGCAUCAUCUUAUAAUAUUUGCAAAAAGGCAUCCAACCUAGGAGUCAUUUUUGACCCGGACCAUUCCCGAGACACCUGGCUUACCAGAGGUAUACAGUGCUGCUUUGCGUAGCUGAGACAGUGGACAAAAAUCGUGUCCUUUAUUUCUCUUGCCAGUCGGUAUGUGAGGGACUGGAUCCACACCGUCUCUGAAAAUACCCUGAUCUUCUGUGUCGGACAGAAAAGCCUCAGAUGUCUCAAAAAAACACAGACUAUGACUGAAAUCUGCCUGUCUCACAAAGGGAGUGGAUUUGAACAGGAAGAUUAAACACUGUACCUUUACGUUUUGGAGCUAACGUUGUGGCGCAUUGAGGUUUUCCCACUGUGAUUAUAGAAUCAAUGGUUUUCUGCCUCCAUGAUUUAUGGCUCAAUAAAUGUGGAGCAAGCAACCAGCUGUUUGGAAAGAUGGUAGGUGAGGAGAAAUUUUUAUCUCAUCUAGCUGCAAAACACCUGAAGAUACCCGGAGAAAGAUCUGAAGAACCCUGCAGGGGAAAGAGGGUGUCCUUGUUUGCCUGUUUCCACCCUCACCAGCCCUGGAUAAUGGACGGAUGGAUUAGCUAAUCCGGUGUGCGCUCUGUGAGGCUGACUGAUGCUUAUUUUAUGAAGCGUAAGCACAUUUUCCCUGUACUCCCAAAACAUGAAUAUGAAAUGUUAGACGAAAGUAAAACCAGUCUGAAGUACCGAGGCCUCUUGGCAUCACAGGGAACACAGGAGAAUGACGCAAUCUGUUUAAGUCCUCCUCCCUGAAGCGCUUACACAUUCUUACACAAUGUGUGCUGGCGAGCGUGCUGUCAUGAAUAACAUGUGUGUGUGUGUGUGUGUGUGUGUGUGUGUGUAUGUGUGAGUUGGUGUGUAGCCCUGCAGCUCUUAGUCAGCCCACACAGUCUCAUGGAGCCAAAAAACACCAUAGUUUCCUCUUACUUCACGUCACUUCGCGAUGCUGCGCCGUGGACUGCUGAACGUUUGUGACAGUUCCUCUCUUUGUCCAUGCGCGUGUGUGCGUGUAUGUGUGUAAGCUUUUUUUGCAUGUCAUUUUGCAGUAAUGUUAAAACCAGUUUGCUUGAGGUCAUCACAACAGAAGACCUACUUUUCCUCACAGAGGAGAGACAGCCAGAAGAAGAAGAAGGAUGAGCUGAAAGUGCAAACCAUAAAAAACUGCAGAUUCUCCUAAACUGACCCGAGGAAGAAAGAAGAGGAAAAAGUGGAAAAGUCAACCCCAUGAUGUUGUUUUGGGUUGAAUGCACCAGCUUUUGCAUUGUUUACAUGCAGAUAUAUUUGCCUUUUUUUGCACUUUAAGCUCAGAGUGUUGGCACGCACAUUUGCUCGUUAGCUGUAAACAGAAAGAGCACAAGAGGCUGAUGGGAACAUCAAUAGUUUUGCAGGACUCUGUUUAAUUAAAAGCACUCUGUAAAUGGGUUUAUACUCAAGGCGACAUUAGUGUGCAUACAAAAUUUCAUUUCAACCUACCUAAUUGUUGUCGGGACAUUUAGCCAAUAUUUAAUGGCUAGCUGCAAAAAAAAAAAAAAAGGCCUCUUGAAACAACAAACACUUUCACAAUACCAGAAAUAUUCAACUCUGGACUAAAGCAGCAAUCUACAGACGGAUACAUCGUAACGUCUCCUUUUCCUUUGGAUAAAAACCCAAUUUACAACUUUUCCGGCACAUUUUCAAGCUAAAAAAUUAAAAUCCGAUUAUUUACCCCCUCUGUGAUUACUCACUGUAUUGAUUUAAUGACUGAUGGAAGGAUUGUAUUACAAAUUAAACCCAUCUUUAAUUGAUGAGAGAACAACUGUUGGUGCAGAGAUGAAGAUUACUCGUCAUCAUUUGGUCGUUAACACCCCGUUCACCCCACAAAUUAUGACCCAGAAUCCCCACAAACUCAUAAACACACACAAACACACACUGACAUGUAGGUACCCCUCCUCCCUGGAGGUCGUUCCACUCCUCAGUCCACUGGAGCAAUAAAACGAGUGUAAAUCAGCCCGGCGUCAUGUGACCACACGUGUCCUUGGUGUGGCCUUCUCAAGUGGUGCUUAUAGAAGCUCUCAUCACCCUCCACGUUAUCGAUGCCAAUGUUUAUAUUUUAAAUGCAGAUAUAUAUGAGUAUUAUAGUCAUAUACAGCCAUUACAGUUUAAUAAGUCCACCGGUACAGUUUGAGUUAAUCCAACAUGACUAGCCCGCCAUAAAUUCUGCUUCACUUUUCAUUUGACAAUUUUAUUUUGAAAGAUGAGAAAAUAAAAUACCUGACUGAACUUUAUUUGCCUUGGAGAGACUAUAAACUGACUCUACAUGAUAUUACACGUAAGCUUAGAUUUUUGAAUCAUGAGGCCACACUUCAAACUUACAGAGAAAUUUCACCAACUGUGAUUCAAGGGAUGAGGUGGUAACCAAAGACUGUAUACAGAAUGGAUGCCGUCCGCCUCCCCGCUGGGUGAAGCCACUGCGAGAACAGCACCCUCUGUUGACGGGCUGCAGUAUAGGUCAUAAAUCCCGCCUCCACCAGCAAUCCCUGUGGAGCUGUGGACAAACUUUAGAAAUUUAUUACACAGAACAGAAUUUUUUCUCCCCCCUGCUUGUGAUGUUGACAUGUAGUUACUGUAAGACUGGUUUGUGCUCAAGUCCUUUUUUUUCUGUGCAGCUCCGUUUUUAAAAGUUGUUAGGGGGUUCAUGUUGACACAGCCUAUGGGUGUAUGAAGAUUGCAUAGCUCACCUGGGGGGGAUAUGCUGUUUGAGCUGAGCGUCAUCACAGCAACUCUUUUACCAAACACCUACAAUGCUACUACGCGAGUGGUGGUUCCAGGUAGUGGAGAAAAGGAAGGCAAAGCCAAGUUGUCCAUAGUAUCUACAGUCCAUGGUGGUAACAUUUUUAUUUAUUUUAUCUAAACUGAAAUAUUAUAGCUCAGAUCUUAGGCAUUGGUCAUGAGAUUUUUUCAUUGUUUUGGUAACGAGCUGACAUUAACCAAGUACAUUAGCUAAACAAGACCAAUGUUUCUAAUGUACGACAGAGAAUUAGGGCCAAAUAGAGAUUUUAAAAGUUGUUUUCUUGUUACAAAGAUUAAGUCCCAAUUAGGGCUGCGAAGUCCUAGUCGACCAAUCAGAAUAUUGGUCGAUACGUGCUGAGUCGACCAAAAUUCUUAUUGGUCGACUUGUUUUUUUUGCGUCAAUUUACAGUCUAUGGUUAAUUUCAUCAGGAGGAGAAAUGCACCAAUUGCUAAUGGGGGUGUUUUCAGAGCAUCCCCGUUUCACAGGUAACAGCCAGUCUCAGAACACCCCCUUUUAUUUUUACCAUUUUGGAUUCACCAACCCACUGGAGACUGGUUGGAGACGGGAAGAUUGAACGGUGUCCACGUUACUCAACGUUGAUGAAUAUAAUAUUUGUGUUUAAUUGCCUUCUUGUGCUGAUAUCAGUAUAUUUUUUAACCUGCUGAGCCGCGUCGUCUGGCACCGGUGAAGAGUUUGCCAUCAGAGUCGGAAAACCCCCCUGUUAAAACAUUUCAGGGUUUUGGUUGACCAAGAAUUUCUUUGGUUGAUUACACCCCUAGUACCAGUAUCAUGAGAACAGAGUCACGAUAAAUUGGACUUUGAUAUAUGAUAUGGUGUUGGGGCAGAGCAGUAAAUAACAGUAUCAUCUGCAUACAGAUAAAAAUUUGCACCAGAGCAUUUUGACCAAUGUCACAGAAAUCAAUUGUAAAGAACAGUGGUCCCAAAUUAGAGCCCAGGGGGUUGCCAUUUAUUGUUCCAAGAGGUCAAGAGGGGACGCUUUACCUUUUUUGGAUUAAAAAGUGUUGGUGUCAUAUUUCCAUCCUGCCCUCGAUCAAGCUUCGCUGUCGCCUAAAACUAUCGCCCCCUCGCAGAGCCGUACCACGACAUGCCAGUGCUGCACAUGAGGCUCAUUGCAGGGUCAGGAGGUGAAACAGAUGGCUGUGUAUGAGCUCGUAUUGAUAUGCUGUCAUAUGUAAGCAGUUUGUGUCCUCUUCACUGAAUGACUUUGAGAGUCACAGAGGAGCGGCGUGUCCCGCUGCUGCAGAGCUCAUUGAUCGGCUGUGAGGGAGCGACUGCUCCACUCAAUAGUCGAUUCAUGAUGCAUGUGACCAAGUGUGUGUGUGUCUGUGUGUGUGUGUGUGUUUGUGUGUGUACAUGUGACUGGCCCUGUCUGUAAUUCACAGCUAAUAUGACUCAUCAAUUAUACUGUAGUGUGUGCAGACCUUUAGCCUCCGAUGUUUAACAUUGAACAAAGUUGUGUGGGUUAAUUAAAAAUGUUGGUCUUUACAUUCUUGAACUUAAAGAGGGAUUUGUGCAAAUUUAAUACAUCAAAUGCAGAAACUCAAAAACCUAAUUGUUUUAUGGAAAAUAUAUCCUGUUUAUUUUUUUAAAUUUAAUGGCAGAAAUAUGUUUAGGUAAAGUUUUGUCAGGGUUAUUUUUACCAUCGUGUUGCAUUAGCUUUUGUUCUAAUUACACUUGUGGACCUAGGAGACUAGUUUCUGGAGUUUUUAAAGUCCCAUAUCAUCUCAUCUAGUAGAAGAUUUCAGCUGCUCAACAGUUCAGGGUCUUUAAAUGUUUUCAAAGUCAGGACAGCAUCAGGCCAGUUUCUUAGCAGGACUCUUCUCCUACAGAGCCAUGCUGUUGUAAUCCCUGUUGUCAAAAUGUGGUUUUGGAUCAUAUGAAGAUCUUCCCUGAAAAAGUCAUUGUCUGGAUGUCAGCAGAUGUUGCUCCUAAACCUGGAGAUAUAUUUUAAAACUGAGGAUGCAUCAUCUAUGAUUACCAAUUCUUUGUUGAAAGGACAACUGGACUUACUUGAGACGUUUGGUGGCGAUUUCCACUCCAGAGUCCUGUCUGUUUUUAAUGCCCUGAAGAUCAGGACCAUGCAGUCUUGGUUUUGGUCCCUUUCCCUUCAGUACAGAGAUUUCUUUAGCUCCUCUGAAUCUUUGAAUGACAUGAUGUACUGUAGAUGGGGAGUUCUGAAAACAUGGAAACUCAUUGGCUUUUUGUAGAACAUAAGCUGUCAGCGGACACAGGCCCUUAUUCUGAAGCAGGUUACAGCUUGUCUUUUUAAAACAUCACGGAGGACCUGAAUACUUCAGUAUUUAAGGGUUAAACCAUACAGGCUACAGCGUGGUAAUGGUUUAUGGGAACAAAAUGUCCAGAAUAAAAUUAGUGAGUGACUCAGACCUUGGCAUUGAGCAGCAGCAGCAGCUUCAUGCAUUGUUCUGCCUAUAAGACACAGAUGCUGCAGCAGAGAUUUUAUUGUCCAUUCAACUGUCUGCAGAGGCACUCCUUUUAAAAGGUCUGAGAGGAGCAAAUGUGAUUAGCCAUGAUUUAUAUGAGCUGUACCACACCUACAGCUCCUACUGCUCCUGUUUCUGCUGAACCAUGGCCUCCAGUCGUUUAGUCCUCAAACAUCUGCUGGUUGUUUGUAUCCGAGUGCACAGACACAGUGUUUCUUGUGCAGAUGCUUGGAAAUCAGGCAUUAAUUGAGGCCGACUGCUGACUGUAGGUGAAUGAGCUGUGAGCGAUAAUGUGUUAUUGAAGUGUGGUCUGCAAAGUGCAAGCCUGAGGACAUUUUUCACUGCGGAGAAGCUCACUCAUUAUCUCUUCACAAGACCGUGGUUUGGAGGAAAGCACAACCUCGACUUCUCCCCUCUGGUGUGACCUGCUGCUCAGAAAAAUGACACCUUCCCUGACUGACUGAUGCUGCAAAAUCUCAAGUACUGUGUGGAGGAAAAUUGGCACAUUUUGAAUAAUACAUGCACAGUUUCCUCUCCUUAGUAAGCACUUUGAUUCUCGAGGUCAAAAAAGGUGAUUAAAAGAGUUUUAAAAGGUGCAAAAUCCUGAAAGUAUCAAUGGAAACGGACUUAAACUUUCAUGCACGGACUUCACAGUCUGUGGUACAGGUUGUGGGUUUUCUGAGUGUGUCCGAGGAGAUGAGACCGUGUGUGUGUGUGCUGAGUAAGAAAUGCUUUAAUGCCUCGCUCACUAAACGUCUCAGCAGCCCUCUCAUCCCGUCUUCUCUCUCCUCUCUGCAAAACGCCUCGGCUCUUAUGCAUGUAAAUGUCAGGAGGUCGUUAUCACUGUGGACGAAGUGACAACCUGACAGAGUGAUGCCUGAUGAUGUCAGUCAGUCAGUGUGUGUGUGUGUGUGUGUGUGUGUCUGUGUGUCUGUGUGUGUCUGUGUGUGUUUGUGCCUCGAAGGGUUCACAAGGAGAGAGAGAGAGAAAGGUGGGGUCAGAAACACAAUGUUCUGAAAUGGCAGACACGGACAGCCCAUGAGUCAACAAAUUCAACACAUAUAGACACAAAUAGCACACAACAACACACACAUACUGUCAUUAUGCAUUACAUCAAUGCACAUACAGCCUGUGGAAUACAAACUGGUAAUACCUUAAAAUAAAAGAGUUUUCAAACAACAGAAGAAAAAACAAAAAACUCUAUAACCAGUAAAAGUCAUGAAUCAGACUUAAAUGAGGCGACAAAUAUGACCAACAGUAAUAAAAGUUCAUAAACUUAAAAUUGAUAAUGUUAAAAAUUGAAAAAAUUGUCAGAGACAUUGUAAAAUGUCGAUAAAAUAUUAAAUUAAAAACAUUUCAAAUGUUGAAACUUUUGAAAUUUUAUUCCUCUGUGCAAAGUAAAAACUUAUUUUUAAUUUAAUUUUUGGUAACAUGUUUUAAAAAAAUUGAUAUAUAAGGACAAAAAAAAAAAGUUGUUUAAUAUAUAUAAAAAAAUAGAAACUUAAGUGACACCUCCAACAGGUUAGGGUCUUCAGAGGAUCUCUGUACUUAACUGUAAUAACUAGAUACAAAAUAAUGUUCUCAGCAAAAUUAAUGCUCUAAUGUCAACUUUAAUGUUGAAGUUACGCUGAUUUAACAGAAAAUGUUACUUUAUGUCAUCACCUAAUGUUACUUAAAGCUUAAUAUCUUCUGUUAUUAUUCAAGGGAAUAGUAGCUUCUACUUGGCUUCCUGUCCACAUAUACACACAAAAAUACACAAACAAAUUUAUUUCCUCUGUACUGAUAAUUUCAUUUAUAUUUUUAUUUAUUUAGGCUAUUUAUCUUCCUUUUUUACUGUCAUGGUUUUUAUACUUUUCCCUUUUCUAUUCAUAUGAUACACUUGCUCACAAUGCCUCUGUUAUUGUAUUGUACGUGCUCUAGUUAAAGAAGUCGUAACAGAAGUAAAAUCCUACUCCAGUUGUUUCUUUAGUUAUUUUGCAAUAGGCUUUGCAAUUUAUCAAGUUUCCCAAAUCUGUGAGCAGGGGUGUCCUGUUCUCAGACCAACCAAAUAACAGGCUAUCACUUCAGCACUGUGGAGUGGAGUCAGGUGGAGGAGGAGCACUGGUUGAUAUGGAUGAAUUGUUGACGGUUGGAGAGGUAUGAUGAGAUCCAUGAGUGUGCGGUGACAGUGAUGUGGAGGUCGGAUGAUAAACAGAUGAGGAGGAUGGAGUGGUUGAUGGUGUCCAAAGCGGCAGACAAGUCCAGGAGGAGGAGGAGGAUGGUUAGUUGGUUGGAGUCAGAGGCAAGCAGGAGGUCAUUUGUGAUUUUAAGCAGUGCUGUUUCUGUGCUGUGCUUGUUGUGGAAUCCUGAUUGGAACGGUUCAAGCAGGUUGUUGGAUUGGAGGUGGGCUGUGAGUUGUGAGGCGACGGCACGUUCUAAGAUCUUUGACAGGAAUGGUAGAUUGGAAAUGGGGCUGAAGUUGCUGGGACAGUUGGGGUCAAGGCCAGGUUUUUUCAGGAUCAGGGUGAUGGUGGCCAGUUUGAGGGAUGGUGGGACAGAGCUGGAGAUGAAGUGUGUAGUGCACACACAGGGCACAAGGAAUGCAACCUCCUCUGCUCCUCAGAUGCAAAUGGAGGGGGGCAGAAGCUCAGCAAUUCAAAACUCAUAGAGCUAUAGGCUGUGGGGAUAAUCUUAGGCAAAUACGCUGCAUUUGGGCGCAAUGUAACCUUAGAUCCAUCCAGAGUGAACUGGGUACAAGAGGGAUGCACAGACAAAGCGUGAAGGUCACCCACUCACUUCGCAGAUGUCAAAGCAAGUAGCAGUGCAGUCUUGUAUGCAGUCUUGUAUUAAAUUUAAACGCGGCCUCUUUGGCGGCAAAAACGAAAGGGCGGCAGUGUCUCUGUGCUGUUGGGCCCCCUCUCGAUUGAUCCCAAAGCUAGGAUGAGUGAGUGAAAAACUGCCCAAAUAUGUUUAGAACUACAAAUGAACUUUAUUCUGUCGAUUCUUGUUUUUUGUUAUGUCACAACUCCAGCCCUACAACAUUUCCUCUAUGCAAACUUUCAUACCUUUAAAAGUUCUUUACAUGAGACAGUGAAUAAAAAGCAACAUUAACAGUUACAGAGAAAAGUUAAAGUAAAAAUCUUUGAUUUAUUUAAACCCGAGCGAACCAUGUCCUGACACACUUACCCACUGGCCGAGGAAAGCAUUCAACUCUGCGCAAUUUCAGCUGGUACAUUUUUUCUGUACAUCCUCAUAAAGAUCAUGAAGGCAUUUGGUGGCUUUUUGAUGUAUGGCCUGUCCUCCUGCUCCAUUUCCCUUUUUCUUUUCCUGUUGGUCAAAAUCAGAGAGAAAGUUAAUGUUGUUGCUCUAUCAAACUUUUUUAAUUGAAUAAAUGUUAAGGUAUGCCUAAUGUAAUUUCCAUUCUCUUUACUUAUUAUCAUGAUCGUUCAUGAAUAAAAUAAAGUUUGAGUAAUUUGAAUCAAUACUUACCUUGAGUUGGAGGCUCUGGGAAGAGAAACACCAGGCUCAUUUGACGGUAAAGUUCCAGUGAAUUCUUUACACAGUGGCUUAAACGCUGUGUAAGGGCUGGCCAAUGGACGCUGUUGGUCAAAGAACUGAAGAGCAUUUCCAAGACUUGUGACCUCUGCAAACUGUCCAGCCCCACUGUUUGCUGGGUGAGGGGUAGUGUUAAACCCCAAACCAGCAGGGUAUGUUGGGGAUGGAGGUGGAGGUGAAAAGAAAGGCAGAGGGUCAGUGGUCUGGCUCUGCGCGGUAAGGUGGUUUGCCUCAAAGAGCAUGUUGCCAGUCAGGGGGUCACGAUCUUCACACAGUGUCUCAAACGCCGUGAUGGGACUGUGAUAUAGGCCCUGUACAUUUAACAGCUGGAAUACAUCUUCAGAUGUUAACUCCAUAGCCUCUUCAUUGGAACUGUCUGCUGGGUGAGGGGGGGUGUUUAACUCAAAACCAGCCUGGUAUGUUGGUGGUGGAGUUGUCAUGAUUGAAGAAAAGUGCUCUUCUUCUCUAUAACUUCGCUAACUCAGCUGAAAUAUUCUUCAGACUUUGUCGCGCUCGCCUAGACGUUGGUUAUCCUGCUUCAGGUUCACCACAACAACUUGCAUACAAUAGGACACAGCGUGUAACAAGUAGUGCAUUAAACCCACAGCAUCCUAUCAUUGCAGCGGUUUGCGAGGGAAUGAUGCAUGUUCAGUGUGAAUUCUUCUAAACGUUCAGUGAACGAAUCACUCACUGAGCCCAAUUUACCAAGCAGAUCUGAUAAAUAGCAUACCAUAAGACAGUACACUUAAAAUAUCAUGACUUAUAAAUAAGUUCAUUUUUCACAAACCUACUUGCCAAAGCAACACAGCCAAACACUCUCAUCUCCCGGUCCCAGAAGCUCUGAAUUGAACUGAAUCCUGAAGCGUUAAGCUGUGUAUCAGUUCAGGAGGUUGGAGUCGCAGGCUCCUCCUGCCAAGCUUUGAAUGAUUUGGUGAUUCGGUGAACGAAUCUUUUUAGCGAACUGGUUCUAGUGAUUCAGUACAUCUAAAAGAACUGCUGUGCCCAUCACUAGCACGGUGCAAAUGGUAGAUUCUGAUACCUGCAAUGCCAUUGGCUGUAACUGACGUGUUUAUAUCCAAUUUCUGACCAACUCAGAGUUUCAUUGAGUACUUGCUACAAACUACCAUCACUGCCUUAUUAUGCAUUACCGUUACUCUGCUCUGGUAUGUAGUGCCUGGUGGAAAUGUUUGUUGUUGUGGAGUUUGGUUUAGUCUUUUUGUCGGACACCUUCAGGUGGCGUCACUCAGACCGUGUCCAUUUUUGUCACCUGACUUAAACAAACCACCUUUAUUUGUCCAAACCUGGUGGUGCUGGAGAGCCUCCAGUAACUGCUUUUUUGGUUGAAAAUCACCUGCAGGCAUCCAGCUGGCAGACGGAGACAACAUUUGUCAAACAGACUGACUGUGACAGACCGAGGCCCUCCAUUAUAAAGUUUUAUAAUAAUAAUGCAGCAACAAUGGGCUGUUCUACACUGUUAAAGGAUUCAUUUGCUUUUCCAAACAAUAUAGCAACAACAUCCUCCUCACACUCUCCUCUUCGUGCACACUGAGCUGUAAUAACCUGUUUAUAAUGUAUUCAGAAACACUGUACAUAAGCAGCAUGCCUGUUUUUACAUUAAAGACAUGCGAGAUCUGAUUGAGAUAGCUGUAUUUGCUGCAUGCAUAACAAUGAGACUCAUCUCUUCAGGCUACAGAUGGAGAAUAAAUAGAUUCUCCGCUGCCUCAGGAGGGUUUGAAGGAUUUUCCACCUGUGUGCUGCACAUGCUCAGCUCAGGGCGUGCUUCCACGAAUGCUUUAUAUUCUUUAUCUUUAGGAAAAUAGAUGUUAUUCAAAUAAUGUAAUCUUUAUAAACCUGAAUGAGGGGUUUAAGGAAAAGGACUCUGAUAUUUAAGUGACCUGAAAUGGACUAUAGGUCGACACCAGAAAUGAUUGAAGGGUUAGCAAAGGCGAGUUUUUGAAGCAAGUUUGCACCUGUGGUUAGAAGCGUUUUCAGAGCAGGAGUUUUCCCAAAAUCUGCUUAAACACAUCAAAAUAAUCCAAAACUCGCAGGAACAACUUAAAGUCCCACUCCGAUAGUUUUUUUUAACGUCUUAAAGUGUUCUUAGUGAUUUUUAAAUUGUGAUUAUGAAUUUUUUGGCCAAACUGUAGCCUAACAUUGCCGAUGUGGUAGAAGUAGCAGGUAACAUUGUAGGUAUGUCAGCUCUCGGACACUUAUGUCUUUGGGGACAUGAUGAAAGUUAAAAUCAUAAUUAGCUUUCUAAAGAAGAUUGCAAUCCGCUACCGUAUACGCUUGUUCCACUCCACGAUCAUCCUCUCUACUUCUCCUGCAUAGUGGGCCUCCGGGGGUGGAGCUUGGAUUUGUGAUGUAGGAAAUCUCACUGUGUCUGAACCUGCUGUUUGGGUCUGCCAGAGAUUUACAACAAUUUGAAUGCAGAAAUACUCAGAAAUACAAUUUCGCAUUUAUUUUUCUCACGAUAUGUCCUGUAGCAUCAGAAAAGUAUGAACAUAUGAACAUGUAGACAACAAGAAAAACAUGAUUUUCUUUGGAGCAGGUCUUUAAGGCAUCUUUCUUGUGAACAUGGCAGUAUUAAAGUUAACUCUGUGUAAAAUAUAAUCAGCAUGAUGUUUAGAUAAUAUAAAAUAUCAUUAAAUGUGACUUUGUUCUGUUGUGCAGUAGUUUGUUUGUUCAAGAACAACCUUAUAAAAGAUUUAGAUUGGUCCCGAGAGAUUGUUGGAUUUGCGACAGAUCAGACUUGGAUGUGUACAAGACAGUGUCAUCAACAUAAGGUUGAAACCAAUUACAGGAAAUCACUGACAUUUAUGGGAAAAAGAGUGGGCCCAUUGUUGACCCCUGAGGCACACCUUACUGAAUCGAUGCAAUAGUUCUUUUCUCAUUUAAAACAAUUAAUUAUUUACAACAGUGAAGGUAUGAGACGAACUAGAAUAAUGAAUAUUUAGGAGAAACAAAUAAUGACAACUUCCAGGGCUCAAAAGGAUGUGCUGCAAAAGUCUUUGCGUUAGAUACUGCAGCACACCUUCAGAGGUCGGGUAGAGUCCACGUCUCAUCAGGUCAGGUUUGUUUUGGGCCUGAAAUCACUAGAGGGCGUCCAAGACAGGACCAGGCAGGUGGUCUUAAGUUGGUUUUGGCUUCGAGCUCCUGUGAGGAACAUUUUGUUUGUAUCUAUUUUUGGACGAUCAGAACCUCUUAUCUCUUGGCUUGUUUUUUUGCCUCGUUCAUAGAUUUGUGGUGUUUCCUUUUCGCCCUUUUUUGAUGAAAAUGUAAAAGAAGCUGUUUUUACUGCCUACUGAAGAUUGCCUCAUUUGACACCUACCAGCGCAUCAAAAAGGGUUCCUCAGAAAUAAUUCAUCUCGUCACUGAUGAUUUGGUUUGCUUUUGUAGGUCAGAGAGGCAUCAGUAUUCAUUUCAGUUUGUUUCAUAACCAGCUUAAAAAAAAAAGAUCCUUUUCACCGGAGCAUUAAAGUUUUAUUAAAGCACUGAAUCAAAACAGAGCAGAAGUUAAUGUGUGUUUUCCUGUUGAUGUGGGUGUGAGACACCCUCAGGCUGAUGUAAUGACAAAAAUAUACGACAUAUGCCUUUAAAUGGUGACAUGGUGAGGACUGAUUCAUCAUAUGAACAGCUUGUGUGUUGCUUGUGAGACGCUUUGAGUUGUUGAAAGUCCAAAACUUUUGCUCUGAUCUGCAGUUUUUGUGUCUCCCUUUCCUGACUGAUGCACUUUUUGGAGCUGGUGGCCUUUUUGUCCAAGCUGUGUUUCCGCUCCUCACACCACCUACUCCCCAUGUGUGUGACUGUUUUGGUGUGUGUGUGUGUGUGUGUGUGUGUGUGUGUGUGUGUGUGUGUGUGUGUGUGUGUGUGGUUUAGGUGGAUGAUGAACAUGUCUGGCGGGACCCCGGGGGAGGACCUCACAGAUGAGGAGAAGGAGAUCAUCAACAGCGUGCUGGCUCGGGCAGCCAUGAUGGAGAACAUGGAGCAGCAGAGGAUCGAGUGAGUGGAAAUCUGCCGACUCACACAGAUGUUCACUCGGGUGGAUGAUUUGUGGUGAAAAACCUGAGCCAAGUGUGCUUUUUUUUUCACAGGCGCCUCUCGAGCCGCCUGGACGAUAUCAAGAAGACGGCGCGUGGAGACGGACAGUCGGAGUGUCUGCUGUGUGGGGCAUCUUUUGGACUGCAGGGGGUCACAGCCGUCCUCUGUGUUCAGUGCAAAAACGUAGGUGCCUCUAUCCCUCGAUUCUUUCUCCUCCACAAAUAACAAACUCUACACUCUUUCCUGAAAAAUAUGAGGUGUGAAGACAAACAUUAGAAUUUAUUUAUAAAGCAAAAGUGUUUUCCCAAGAUUACUAAAGAAACAGAGAAAAAAAGCCACAGUGAGAACAGCACCCUCUGGUGACGGGCUGCAGUAUAGGUCAUAAAUCCCGCCUCCUCCAGCAAUCCCUAUGGAGCUGUGGACAAACUUUAGAAAUUAAUUACACAGAAUAUAAAUUUUUCUCUGUUUUCUAUGAUUGACACUUGAUACAGCCUAUAGGCGCACAAAGAUUGCGUAGCUCACCCAUACACUGUUUAAGCCGAGCACAUAGACUGUAUAUAGAAUGGACAGAGUCUGCCUCCUCUUUUUUCUGUGAAGCUCCGUUUAUAAAAGUUAUUAGGGGGUUCAUAUUUGCUAUGAUUGACACCUGAUACUGCCUAUGGGCAUUCAGGGAUUGCGUAGCUCUCCCGGGGGAUAUGCUGUUUGAGCCGAGUGUCAUCACAGCGACUCUCUGCGACUGCGCGGCCGAAUGCAUGCAUUGCUACUGUGCAGCGCUGGUUUCAGGAAGUGGAGAAAAAAACGGAAAUACCAAGAGCAAUUUGGCUUCAAAUUCAUAUAAUGACGCGAGGCGGAGCCAAGUAGUCCAUAUUAUAUACAGUCUAUGGUCUAAACUUACAUCAUGAUGGAGCUCUGGGACUCCCAUAAAGACUGCAUCAGGGACUUUAAUAGGACAUGAUGGUUCAAAGUUAAAGACACAGACAGAAAGAGGACGGAGGAGAGGGGAAAGGAGCUCAGUGUACCAGAACCCUCAGCAGUCUGAACUAUAGUAGUACAACUAAGAGCUGGUCCAGACUUGAACCAGGUCUAACUAUGAGCUUUAUCACGAAGAAAGAGAAAUAUUGGUGAAAUUUGAAAUGUAAAAAUGGAUUAAAAUUUUUACUGUCAGUGUCAUUUAUUUCAUACAAGUAACGUAUUUUUCGCACUAUAAGGCGCACCUUAAUUAUAAGGCGCACCAUCAAUGAACGCGCCUAUUCGCGUCUAUUUCCAUACACAAGGCGUACCACAUUAUAAAGCCCAUUAAUCCAAACAAAACAGUCAGAUAAGUCAAACUUUAUUUAACUCAUUCAACGACUCAGCGAAGCUACAGUAGCUGCAGUGCUCCGUCAAGCCAAAAAGUUUUUAGUGCGUCUUAUUGUGCGAAAAAUAUGGUAAUAAAAUGAGGAAGUUUUAAAAUAUUGUUAUGAAAGCAAAAAAUACUGGUAAAUUAAGAACUAUAAAAGUUCAAAUGUGAAAAAAAAAUUGGCCAUGAAAAUGAAUUUGUAAAGGUUUUGAAAUAUUAUCAUAAAAGUAAAAAAAUUAACUUUGAAUAAUUAAUUUUAAGAAAGUUCAAAUGUAAAAAAAGUUGACCAAAAAACUAAUUCAUAAACGUUUUAGAAUAUUAAAUGUUUAAAAAAAACUUCGAAUUAUUAAUUUAAAAACUGUUAAAAUUUAAAAAAUGUCAAAAAAAAAUAAAUUUGUAAAAGUUUUAGAAUUUUAAAUCUAAAAAAUUACUUUGAAUCAUUCAUUUAAAAAAAGUUCAAACAUAAAAAAAGAUCAAAAAAAUAAAUUUGUAAAAGUUAAAAAAUAUUAUGAAAGUAAAAAAUAACUUAUUAAUUUAAAAAAAGUUCAAUUAUAAAAAAAUGACCAAAAAAUUAAAUUUAUGAAAAUUUUAAAAUAUUGUUGUGAAAGUAAAAAAUGACUUUGAAUUAUUGAUUAAAGAAAAGUUUAAAUAUAGGAAAAAAUCGACCAAAGAAUACAUUUGUAAAAGUACUUAAAUAUUAUUAUUAAAGUAAAAAAUAACUUUGAAUUAUUAAUUUUUUAAAAAGUUCAAAUAUAUAUGAAAAUAGUGACCAAAAAAUAUAAAUAUAUAAAAGUCUUGUAGAAAUUCUGUUGAAUAUAAAAUUUAAAAGCUAGACAUUUUUAGAUCAAAUAAAAUCACCAAAAAUAUUCAAGAACAAAAAACAGAAAACAUAAACCUGACUUUAAAAUUUCUGAUAAAAGUUGAAACUUUGGAAAAGUUAAAAAUACUGACAAAAAAGAGUAAAUUAAAAAAAUGUAGAAAUGUUAUUUACAAUGAUAAAAAUGAAUGAAUUCUAUGAAAUGAAAUGAAAAAUAUCUUCACUAUGCUCAAAUUUGACCAAAAUUAAAGGAGUGAGUUCAAAAAUAAAUAAAUAAAUAAAUAAUAAUAAUAAAAAUAAUAAUAAUAUAGAGAGUUGGGAGCAAGGUUAUAAUAGUUAACUAAAACGAAACUAAAAUUAAAAAUACAUUGCAGUUAACUCAAACUAACUAAUAUCCUUCGUUAUCGUUUUUGACAAUAUUUAUUAGCCUUUAGGAUUUAAAUUAAUCCGACACAUUUUCCCAACCAAUUUUACGACAGUUUUCAGCAGUUGUCAGCGUUGCACCAUCAUAGCGACGUACUAGGACUUAUGUCCCUGUAAGUCCCAGUGAUUUAUGUUGUAAUGGUGUAACAGGCCGCCAUUGAGUAUGUUUUGUUUUGGAGCAAUGAAUCGGAGCAUCUGUAAUUGCAUGUGAGUCUGUCUUUGAUUGUAUUUGAAUCUGCCUUUAUUGUUAUAGAGUCCAAGUUUCUAAUCAUUUGAGUUCAUAUUAUAAUGUUUUAUAUAAUUUAUGUUUAUAUUAUUUCUAUAUAAUUUAUUUUUAUAUUUUUUAUAUUAAGUUUAUAUUAUUUUCUUGUGUUUAAGGUAGCAGCCAACAGUACAGUAUCAGCAUUAACUGAGCAGUGGCACUAUGUUGGACUUGAAAAUAAACAGUAUUACAAAAUACUUACUCUGGCCUUUUUGAAUCCUGCACCUGACAAAUAAGGUACGAAAAAACUAAAACUAAACUAAAACUAAGCCUUGUCCCAAAAAUCAAAACUAAAUAAAAACUAGAAUGCCCGCUCUAAAACUAAUUAAAACUAAACUGUAAUGGAAAAAAAAAGUCAAAACUAAUUAAUACUAAACUAUAAUAAGAAAAACAAUGUCAAAACUAACUAAAACUAAACUAUAAUGACAAAUCCAAAACUAUUAUAACCUUGGUUGGGAGAGACAUGCUGCAGAGGGAAUCAAACCGUCAACUGUUCUGUCUAUGAGGUACAGGGUUAAACUGCUGGACCAGCUGGAGCCUCUCCACCUUAUUUUGAUGAUAUUUAUUUUUCAUAAUCCUCUUCUGCAUGCCGGCGCUCCUCAGCAGGAGCAGAUUUGUGUUUACAGUAUUUUCUACACUGUUGUGGAGAUGCUAAGUGGUUUCCUGCGGCGGCGAGCAGCCAGUGGGUCAUAUGCUAACAUGCUGUGACGUUCACUGUGUCCUUCCUGCUCUUUACUUCACGAUCUGUUUCUUGUUGCUCUUGGUAAGUGCACACGCAGAGGUUAAUGCUAUCUGAACUGUGAAAAUACAUGUGUGCUCCGUGCACCUUCUAUCAAGAGCUAAAUCUGCCAGCGAUUAAACCUCUCUCUCUCUCUCUCUCUCUCUGUGCAUGUGUGUGUUUUUGCAGCACAUGUGCAGCAAAUGUGGGAUCUUCAGCAACAGCAGGUCCAGUCCUGUGUGGCUCUGCAGAAUCUGCAACGAGCAUCUAGAGGUGAGGAGAAGGGGAGAAGAAGAGGAACAGAGCGGGUUUGAUGGAUUCAUAACAGCUAAAUUAUGCCAUUAUGUCGUUCCUCUGCAGAUUUCCUCAUGAUUUGAACCAUUUUCUGUCUUUUUCACUCACUCUUAACUGCAUUUCACUGCCCAGUGACCUGGAAAAUUACCCUCCGAUUGAUACCCCUCAAUAUAGAAAAAUGAGUAAUAGGCAGUGAUUUAUUUCAAGGCUGCUUCAGUUUUAAACAUGGGUUUGUUUGGGUUUAAGUGGAACAUAAAGCUUGCAGUUAUACAAUACUGUUGUGAUGAUGGCGGCGCCGAGUUGGUGCAGGUCUCAGCCUCCGGGAGCUCAGACUCUUUAAAUAAAUGCUCCCUCCUGUCAGUCAAACACCAAAUAACUCCUCUGUGAUGCUGAAAAAACAGGAUUGAGUUUCUGCUCCCUGCAGGAGAAGAUCUUUUCCAGCAUAAACACUCACACUUAUCCUCAGAAACACAGAAAUAGCCACGUUUUUAUUACUUUCCUCUGUCGCAGGAAACUCUUUGAGUUCAAAACUUCAGAAACAGUCAGGUUCAGAUGUGAAGUGAGGUAGACUCUGGUGGUCUCUGUGUGUUCCUGCAGGUCCAGAAGCGUUCAGGAGCUUGGUUCUUCAAAGGCAGAGAGCAGCAGAGUCUUCCUGCCCCCCUCCCUCUGUCCGGAUCUCGACAGUCCAGCAUCGACAAUAGUUCUGCUCCUGCAGGUUUCAAUGGAUCCCAGGAACUUUCGGCACAACAUCAGGGACAUGGUAAACAAAACAAACAUUUGACUGAUUUAAAUAGGGCUGGGUGAUAUGGCCUCAAAUCAAUAUCACGAUAUAUUGACCAGUUCACCUUGAUAACGAUAAUGGACGUCAACUGCUUGUGAAUUAUGUUUUUAAUAUUAAACAACUUUUUCAGAUUUUUUUGUCCUUAUAUAUCAACUUUUUAACCUUCCUCCUGUGUUAGCUUUUACUACGCACCCACUAUGUUAAGAGUCGAUUUUGACCCGUGUCUUAAAUCAGCUGUUAAUUACUCUAAAAACAAUUCUCUAUUAUCCAGUUUGGUUCUCAUCUCAAGGUGACUUUGUCAGGCUUUAUUAUCCAUGAAAAUAUUGCUGAUAAUAGUUUUUGUAGUGGGCCUCUUGGCCUGUCUUUGUCAGUAGCGAUCUCAUGUCUGGACAUGCCCAACAUUGUUUUUUGUGCAGGGACAAACAUGGCAAAAUGAGAAUUUCCUAAAUCUUACAUGAUUGGAAGAGAAUCUGACUUUCAGUGUGUUUCCUGUCAGUGCACUUAUGAUUUCAGUUUUUGCUUUGAUUAAUAGAUAUUGAUCUAACCGGGUCAACAGCAACCCUAACACGACAAGUGUUUUUCGUAAGAGCGUUUUAUAAUUUCGUCAAUUUAAUUUCUUUGUUCUUAUUUUGUUAAAAUAGAGGUUCCUGACAAAGUCAAAAAGUCUUGAUGCACAAAAGCUAAUUUAAGAGGUUGUUCUAAGCAGUUAAAAUAAAAAACAGGUCAGUGCAGAUCCUAACCCAGGAGUAGGGCUAAAAACAUGUUACUGGGAUCGAAUUCAAAAUAAGCUUUUACUUUUCACAGAGGAAUAAAAGCUCAAAAGUUUAAACAUUUGAAAUGUUUUCAAUUUAGUAUUUGAUCAACAUUUUACAAAGUCGUUGAAAAUUGUUCUCUAAUUUUAACAUCAUCACUUUUAAGUUUAUUUACUUUUAUGACUACUGGUUAGGGCUGGGCAAUAUGGCCUCAAAUCAAUAUCACGAUACAUUGAUCAGUUCACCUCGAUAACGAUAAAUGGAUGAUAACUACUCCACAAGCUGCUCACCCCCUCCCACAUUAACUUCGUCUACUUCAGCCGCUACAACUUUUGAACUAUCCUCCAUCUCCUCACCUGCCUUACCUCUUUGUUACAGACUGGAUGGGGUGGAGUCACGUCCACAAAGAGCACAUAAGUCAGCGCCAAAUGGUGUUGCCAUGGCAUCAUUCACUAUCAGACAGGAAGUAGUUUUUUGAAGGGUUUAAAACACUUGAAAAGUCACCAGAUGUAGUACGCAGGAGCCUGGUGGAGCAAUGACACAAUUUGGCCUACAUGGUGCUUAUUGCCACGCCCACAAUCCCCCAAAAUUCAGCUCCUCUAGCAUGUUGAGCCUCGACAGACGGGCUUUGCUGGGUUUAUAUGUCGGAAAAGAAAAUUUACACAUCAAUAAAAAAAUGAUUAAGAAUACAAAAUAAUAAAGGCCCUAAUACGGAUCCUCGCGGAACUCCACAUUUCAGCUCAACUGUGCUUGAGGCAAAAAUUAGGGCUGGGUGAUAUGGCCUCAAAUCAAUAUCACGAUAUAUUGAUGAGUUCACCUCGAUAAUGAUAAAUGGAUGAUAACUACUCCACAAGCUGCUCACCUCCUCCCACAUUAACUUUGUUUACUCCAGACGCUGCCCCAGCCGCUACAACUUUUGAACCACCCUCCAUCUCCUCUCCUGUCUUUUCCUCUUUGUUAUGGACUGGAUGGGGUGGAGUCACGUCUCUGAUGUAGGGCAGCAUAGCCUACCUUCACACACCCAAAACCGGAGUCGAUACAUGAGAUUAUGAGCAAAUUGAAAAAGAUACAACGCAUUAAACAAGAUAAGAAAAUGAAGCAUGAUAUAUCGGACAACACAAGAUCAACAAGAUUAGUAAGAGACAGGAUGGGGAAAAUAUUUUUUCUUGUUUUAGUAUAAUCGUGUCUAAGUAUAAACAGGAUAAAAAAAGAUAAAACAAGAUCAGGACAGAUUAGCCAAAUGUGACCAAAUAAGUCAGAAGGCAAGAUAGGAAUUUUUUAGACAAGAUUGAAAAAAAAGAUGAGAGAUGAACAAGAUGAACAACACAUGAUAAACAAGAUAAAAAAAGAUGAACAGGAUAGGUGCUAUUAUUCAAUGACUCAGAUGGCAUGACUGGUCACAAAAGACAAGAUGAACAAAAUAAAACAAGAACUGUAACACAAAACAAGAUGAGAAGAUUCGAGACAAGUUCAUUUAGGACAAAACAAGAUAAGUAAGAUAAAACAAGAUCCAGAAACAUAAGACAAGAUGGAGGAAAUAAGACAUGAAUACCUUGGAGUAUAUCUUGGAUGAAACGACAAGACGAGAGGAGAGAGGUACAAAUUGGACAGGACAAGAUUAACAAGAUAAAUCAAGAUUAGUAAAGACACAAUGAGAUGGGAGCAGUCAAGAGAUAUUAAAUUUUUUUGACACUGAUUAUACCGAUAUUGGCAAAAUGACAUUGGUUAUUGUCGUAAAUUUCGGUAUCUGUAAAUUUUCAGUUUAUUGCAAAGCCCUAGAUCAAAAGACUUUGCUUGAGGUGAAGGUUAGCUGCUGUGGUAUUAAAGUUAGAAGCUAAAGCAUGUGUAUUUUGACUAAAUUAAGACUCUUUAUUGAUGACUCUUUAUUUUGACUAACAGGUUCUGAUUUUGUCCCUCAGCUCAGUGUCGGUACGUGAGCGUGAGUUUUGGCUGUAGCUGUUUUGGUGGCAGUGAUGUUCUCCUUUUGUCUCCUCAGAGCUUGCUGCAGACACACAGCAGCAGCAGUCCUGUGGGUCAGAACAAUGGGAGCAGACAGCAAGAACAACAGCUGACAGCUAUAAUGAGAGUCAGACUUGUCCACCGGCUGUAAUGAAGACCGAGAGACCAGCCCUCGCCUCCAAACCACCGCGGGCAAACGCCCAGCCAGCUGCCCCCUCCUCAGGUAAAGUCACACUGCUCUUUCCAAGAAGGAACGGAUUUUACAUAAACAAUAUAAAAACAUGUUUUUAGAGGGACUUUAAAGCUGCUGUGUGUGAUUUUUUAACAACAGCUCCUCCUGCAAGUGUGGAAAACAAAAUCCCACCCAGGGCUGAGACGGUUUCUCCACCAGCUGUGGAGGAGAAGAGACCACCUGUGGUUUCCAGCGCUGUCUUAUCCAGUGUCACCACAAGCAGAAUUACCCCACCUGUUAAUCCAGCAGGAAGUAACCCUGCACCUCCAAGACCCCAACCAGAUCGAACAGAGGAAGACGACAACGACUACGACUCAGACGACGCCAGUGAGGCUGAUUUUACAUCUUUAUCAGAACAUCUGCUCUAAAGACGGCAUUUUCUCUCCGGCUGAUUUGAAGUAUUUCUAAUUAUAAAACUUCCUUCUGUGCCUGAAGCUGUGAGAAAACUCCCAGAGGAGAAACAAAUCAAUGUUUAUCUGUUUCAGAGGGAAAUUGUUUUUCUCUUACAGAGCUCAUUUUUCUCGUCUAUUUAUUUCUGCAGCGACUCUGGGAUCUCUGGAGUUUAGCGUCCUCUACGAACAGGAGAGUCACACUCUGCACUGCUGCGUCAUUAAAGCAAAGGUAAACACACAUGUGAACGCACACAGUCAACACUUAAAGGGACAGUCUGAGUUUUGAUUUUUUUUAAAGGGAUGAGUUAUGUGUUAUUAGUAAGUGUUUUAGCCACUGCGUAACUGAGUGACUGUAAUCUAGCGCUACUCUUGGUGGACAAAACAGGAUAAACAUGAUACAGAAAGUUGGACAAGAUGAGCAAAAUUAAGGCAAGAUGUCAUGAGAUGAGGCAGACAGCACGAGGGGUUGAAAAAGGACACGAUAAACAAGAUAAAACAAGAUCAGUUUCAGAUUGUGAGAAAGAAACAAGCAAAAUGAACAAAAUACAACACACUAAACAAGAUAAGAUAAGGUAAGAUGAUUUAUUGGGCAACUCAAGAUAAACACGAUAAAAAACGGCAAAACAGGAUUGAAAAAAUAAAACAAGAUCAGGACAGAUUAGCCAAAUGAGACAGAUGGCUAACAAGACAAGGUAACCAAGAUAAAACAAGACCAGAAAGACACGGGAUGGGAAAAAUAACACAAGCAUAAACAAGGUAAAAAAGGCAAAACAAGAUCAGGAUAGAUCAGCUAAAUGAAUCAUAAGGCCAACAAGACAAGUUAAACCAGAUAAAACAAGAUCAUUUUAAUAUUAUGAAAUAGAAACAUGCAAAAUAAACAAGAUGUCACACAAUUAACAAGAUAAGAAAAGGUAAGAUGAUAUGUUGGAGAACACAAGACAAAAAGCCAACAAGAUCUAAAAGAUGAAACAAGAUCAGGGUAGGUAAGCCAAAUGAGUCAGAAGACCAACAAGACAAGAUAAACCAGAUAAAACAAGAUCAGUUUAAGAUUAUGUGAUAAAAAAACAAGUUAAAUAAACAAGAUACAACACAUUAAACAAGAUAAGAAAAGGUAAGAUGAUAUAUUUCAGGCAACACAAGAUAAACAGGAUAAAACAAGAUUAGUAAAACACAGGGUCUGCGAAAUAAGACAAGUAUAAACAAGAUAAAAUAAGACAGAACGAGAUCAGAACAGAUUAGCCAAAUAAAUCAGAAGACCAACAAGACAAGAUAAACCAGAUAAAACAAGAUUAUUUUAAGAUUAUUUAAUAGAAACAAACAAAAUAAACAAGAUACAACACAUUAAACAAGAUAAAACAAGAUCAGAAAGUUGGGAAAAAUAAUUUAAGUAUAAACAAGAUAAAAAGGCAAAACAAGAUUAAAAAAGACAGAACAAGAUCAGGAGAGACUAGCCAGAUGAGUCAGAAGACAGGAAAGGCUACAAUAAGACAAGAUAAACCAGAUAAAACAAGAUAAGUUUAAGAAUAUGAGAUAGAAAUUAGCAAAUUGAACAAGAUACCACACAUUAAACAAGAUUAGAAAAGAUAAGAUGACAUACUGAACCGCACAAGAUAAAACAAGAUCAGUUAGAGACAGGGUGGGGAAAAUAGAACAAGUAUAAAAAGAUUUAAAAAGAUAAAACAAGAUCAGGACAGAUUAGCCAAAUGUGACCAAAUAAGUCAGAGGGCAAGAUAGGAAUUUUUUAACAAGAUAAAAAAAGAUCAGAUGAGAUGUCGAAUAAAGGAGCUGUUAGAAGACAAGAUGAACGAGAUAAGACAAGAUCACCAACAAUGAUAUUGCAAGUACUUACACUGAAUAACACAAGAUAAUAAGAAAAUAAAGAUAAUAAAGAUGAACAGUAUAGAUGCUAUUAUUUGAUGACUCGGAUAGCUUCACAGCUUACAAAAAGACAAGAUAAGCAGGAUAAAACAAGAACUGUAACAACAAGAUGGCAAGUUUAUUCGGGACAAAACAGGAUAAGUAAGAUAAAACAAAAUCCAGAAACAUAAGACAAGAUGGAGGAAAUAAGACAUGAGUACAAAACAGCAGGAUAACGCAAGAUCUGGAAACAUAAUUCAAGAAGGGGGGAGUCAAGCGAUUCAAACAAGAUCCAUAAACAUGUCAAGAUAUAAGGUGUCCAAGAGUUCAAGAGUAUAUCUUGGACAAAACAACAAGAUGAGAGUAGACAAGAACAAAUUGAACAGGACCGGAUUGACGAGAUAACCAAGAUUAGUAAAGAGACAACCAGAUGAGGUGAGUCUAGAGAAACGUACAUUAUAUCGGACAAAUGACAAGAUCAACAAGAUUGUGAACAUAACAUGAAGAGACAACGCCAGAUAAGACGAGACAAGCUGGAGUGAGUAAAAACAAGAUACACGCAAGAGUGAGCAAGUUGAGAGAAGAGUUAAAGAUUAGACUUAUUAAGAGCUUCUCAUGUCCUUUAGAAAAUGAGGGGAGGAUUUCAUCAGGAACAUAAUUGAGUUUUUUCUGAACCGUUUUUCUUCUUCAGGGUUUGAAGCCGAUGGACUCAAACGGACUCGCUGACCCAUAUGUCAAACUUCACCUUCUACCUGGAGCCAGUAAGGUACGAUUAUGAUCCUGAAUCUGAAAAACUUUGACUCUGUCACAGUUUGAAACUCAAACUUUUUAAUGAAUUUCCGUUUGUCUCUGAGAGUCGAAGCUCUCAGCUGAUGCUCAGUGAUCUCAUCACAGCCCACAGCUCCUGAACCGGGUGUGGGAGGGUUUAUUGGAUUUGGGUAGCUCUGAAAUGACAUGAUGUAGCAGAAACACAUCAACUAAUUUUCCUGACAUGGACUAUGAGGGGAAUGAUUUAUGACGUGUCAUAUUGUCUUACUCUCUGAGCGAACGCCGUUCCCUCUAUGAACUGGAGCUUCUGACUCGCUGGAGGCCAAACAGUCUGACAUGAUGAACAUCAGUUAGUCUGUUGUUUCUAAAAAACCACUUGAAAUCAGUUUCUCUUUCCUCUCUGUGUCUUGUCUUGUGUCAUGGCUCCUCAGUCUAACAAGCUUCGUACCAAGACUCUGAAAAACACUCUGAAUCCUGUGUGGAAUGAGACACUGGUUUACCACGGGAUCUCCGCCGAGGAAAUGUCACGCAAAACCCUCCGGUAAGAGUGACCUCGGCCCACUUUUCCUUAAAUUGUAGCAGAGCUGCAGGACGAGUCGUCAAAAGCCCAGAGAGAAAACUGUGAAAGAGUUUUUAAAGGCACACUGUCUGUUUGUCUGCAGGCUCUCAGUGAGUGACGAAGACAAGUUUGGACACAACGAAUUCAUCGGUGAGACACGAGUCGCCCUGAAGAAGCUCAAGUUUGACCAGAAGAAGAACUUCAGCGUGUGUUUGGAGCGAGUGAUCCCGGUGAGCCUGAGGACGACACUCAUUUAGCUCCAGAAUUCAGCACUAACGAGAAAUGUCAGGAGGGUGAAGUUCAUCUCUACUCAGGAACUCCUUAGAAACCCUGACAGAAACAGCUUUUAAAAAACUGUAUCACUGAACUGGUGGUGGGUGCACGUCUGGACCACCUGUUUCCUCACAGUUAAGACUACUAGAGCACCAAGAUACCUCUGGUUCUGGUGUCAUAGAAGAUAGAGGAGAGGAGAGGUGAUGAGUGGAGUUUACCUGAGACAAAGGUUAAUGAAGAUUGAGUCAGGUGUUUACUCAGGUAAUGGUUCAGGUGAAAGAGAUGAUGAGAUGCAGGUGUGUGUCGGAGGCUCAGUCUGGUUCCUGAAUUUAUGCUGUAAUAACUUCUUUGGAGGGAUAAUGUUGACUCUCUUCACAGGUGAAGAAGGCUGUCGGAGGACCAGCCCGAGGCAUGGCUCUCUAUGAGGACGAUGUAAGACCCUCACCUGACUCUCAUAUCACUGAGUGUUUCAGCUGCUGUUUAUAAUUAUGGGAUUUAAAUUCUAAUAACGCGACAAUGUGACAGAGUGUCAGCUACAGGGCCGUGUAAACAUGUGAAAGUCCUAAUGGUUUUAAUUCGGAUAAACAGACUGAACACCUGAUGUCAGUGAGGUUUAUGAAGGUUUAAUGCCGAGCUACAGUGGCCCUAAAGGUCAGUGUCACAAAAACAUUUCACUAAACUCAAAAAUACUAAAAUGAAGCACAAGUAUCUCACAAGAUGGACAAAAAUCUAUAGACUGCAGAAACAUUUCACAAAACAGGAAAAUAAUUAAUAGAACACAGAAAUAUAAAAAUGUUUUAUUUAAAUUGAGAUGUAGGUAUCUCAAAAUUUUCAAAAUACUCUAUGAACUGAGAAACCUUUUUUAAAAAUUGGUAAAAUUGUUUUAUGAACACAAAAGUGCCUCAAAAAACAAGACAGUAUUUUACAAAAAAAACUUUUAUAAAAUGUCAAAAUAUUCUUUACCACCACAAAAUAAUUUGCAAAAUAAAAAAAAAUUAAAUAAAACUAUUUCUCAGGAAAACGUAAUAUACGCGAAAAUUAAAAAGCAUUUUCUAUUUUUUUCUGACAAUUUUGCUCUUAAAUAAAUUCUUAUAAUUGUUUUAAAAUAUUGACUUUAUUAUUGUCUGAAAUGUUGAAAACCUAAAAAACAUUUUUCUUGCAAAAAAACUUUCAUGAAAAAUGAUUGCAUUUUUUCCAGUUUUUGCUGUUUCUUCACAACAUGUUUUUGCAUUUUUUUCAGGAUAUUUAACCUUUUAGAAUAUUUUAAUGCUAAAUUUUUUGAAUCUGUGGCAUGCUUUGGUGUUAUCAAAUAUUUUUGAAUUGUUAAUUAUUUUUGUUUAGAUACACUUUUCAAAACUAAAAAAACUUUGUAUAAAAACUUUGAUUUGCAUUUAUUUUAUUUUUGCAUUCAAUGGAAUAUUAUGGCCUUUAAUGAAUUGUUUAUGAAGUUGACCUUCAGGGCCACUGUACUUAGCCCUUAAGUGGAAACUGAGGUUAAGCUGUGGUCACUCUGUGGGAAAAUAAAAUAUCAGUAAAUAUCUUAAACCCUCAAUGUACCCUUUGACAUAAUGGUGUAUUUCAUAGCGAUUAUUUCAAGAGAGCACGUCUAUUAUCCUGCAUAAGGAGACAUCAUGAUAAUCACAGUUUAAUCCCGUAAAUCACUGAAUGUUCUAAUGUGUGUAUGUGUGUGUGUGUGCAUGCAGCUGAACGAAGGCGAUGACUCAGAAGAGAGGGGUCGUGUUCUUGUGUCGCUGACGUACAACAGCCAGCUGGGUCGUCUGAUCGUGGGCGUGGUCCGCUGUGCUCACCUGGCUGCCAUGGACUCCAACGGAUACUCAGACCCGUUUGUAAAAGUGUAUGUGUCUCAUUUCACUGAACUCUCAUCCAUCAUCACCUUUUUUUUCUGAAGUUUAAAAAAAUGUUAUAGUCUUGUUUAUUAUUGUUCACCUCCUCCUCUUUGUACUGUAGAAAUCUGAAGCCUGAUAUGGGGAAGAAAGCCAAAAACAAGACGCAGAUAAAAAAGAAGACCUUAAAUCCAGAGUAUAAUGAGGUCUGUGCUUUUAAAUCUUCACUCUAUACUAACACACAUUAAACUCAGAUUUAUAACAAACCAUUUUAAUGUCAUUUCUCUGUUUUUUUUAGGAGUUCAGUUAUGAAAUAAAGCACGGCGAGCUGGCCAAGAAGACCCUGGACAUCUCUGUGUGGGACUACGACAUGGGCAAAUCCAACGAUUUCAUUGGUGAGUGGGGAUCUUCAGUCACUACAGAGAAAUACGCAGUAAAAUAUUAAUAUUUGGAUUCAACUAAACGUCAAAUAGAUUUUGGUCUGAAGCUGAUGAAACUGGAGAAUAAAUCACGCUCAGAUUUAUAAACUCUUGUUUGAGUUAUGAUUUUAGAUUCUACAGAAAUUUCCUGUUUUAAGACAAUUUCUACUCUUGACUUUACAUAUGUGUGUUUUUAUUUUCUCUACUGUAACUCCCAAUUUCCACUGCAUCCGGAACAACUACAAAAAGGCUGUAUCUGCCGAUCAUAACUGAUUGUAACCAUUUAAGUUAAUGUGUUGAUUUCCACCGGCUUCUUUCUGUUCCGCUGCGGAGCGUCGGACUCUGCAGCUGAUCGCAAGAGUUCUGCCAGAGAAUGCCAGAUAAAUUCAGCACAGAUUAACCCGUGCUGGAAAGGAAGUCGGGCAAAGACACAAAAUAAGACAUCUGGCUUCUUUUCAAAAUAAAACACUACAUGUUUGAGGCGGAUCGUAUUUCACACUAUGCAAACGUGGGCGGGAACACAAAUGAAAGGUUUUAGACAGUAUUUCACCCUGAUGACUCCGUGGAUGAGGAGAUGCUGAUUCUAGAAGUCUAGAAAUAGAUUUCCUCCUCUAGAAGGACACAGUCUACUGCUUAUACGAUUAUGUGGCUGUAUUUAUAGAGAAAACUUGUUAUCGUGUGAUUGCACAUGAAUCUGCAGGUUCUUGUGAGUUCUCACGAUUCCUGCUGUCUGUAAUCCGCCACGAAAUUUGCCUCACCAACGGAUCCAGUAGGAAUUGGCGCAUGCUGAAAAUCGCUGCACUCCGGAUUGGAGCUGUUCCGGAUGCUGUGAAAAUUGGGGGUAACACCUGUGCACUUUGGGGAACAUGUCGGUCUUUGCAGCUUAUCAGUCGAGCACAGAUAAUAAAAUGAGGGUAUAACGUUUUGGUUUUCUUCUCUGAAUCCUUAUUAUACUAAUUCAAACGGAAGUUCUCUGUCUUUAUCUGAAACUAAAUAUAAACUCCUCUGUCUCACCCUCCAGGAGGAUGUCAGCUGGGUAUCCAGGCUAAAGGCGAGUGUUUGAAGCACUGGUACGAAUGCCUCAAGAACAAAGACAAGAAAAUCGAGCGCUGGCAUGUCCUCCUAAACGACAACCCUGCUCAGUUUGACGAUUAAAAAUAUUGACCCCACUUUCACAUACUUUCUUCCUUUGUGGUUCUCCCUGUAGGAUAUUGAACACAGGUAGACUUUUAUUGCUUUAUGUAGUUCAUCCUCAAUACUCUCUCAAAGCAACAUUUGCAACAGUUUUCAGGUGACCGACAUGGAUGUCAACAUUUCAGCUCUUCCUGUAUCAUAAACUGUCUCAUACUUCUUCUCCUGAGUCGUACUUUAACAGGGUUAAGUUCAGUUAUCAGAGAGAGUUUGUUGUAAUGAAGUUUACCUCCACGUUCACACCCCGCCCUCGCCUGUGCUCGUGUGUCAUAUGAGAUCAUGUUAUGUGCUAUCAGCUGAUCUACGUGACCACAUUGUUUGAACAGCUGCAUCACCAAAACAUCAGAUUUUUUUCUUGUGUUUUUGUGCAGAAUUUCGAUGCUUAUGUUUGAUAUUCAUGAAGACAGGAGGAUGCACGGUUACUGAAAUGAUGUGAUAAAGACAUGACGGUCUCAUCUCUGCAUGUGUGUCCCCUCUUUCAGGGAAAUACCCACAAUGCUUUUGCAUGAUAUCUCUGCAAAAACUCCUCUGCAGAGGUCGGUUUACAUGAGAUCUGCACAAGCGAUUUCAUCUAAAAUAAUCAACAUGUGUGUUUCAUAUUGAUGCAUGUCUGAACUCAUAGAUAUUGUUGGAAUAAACACGUAGCAAAUAAAUAAAGGCAUCAUGACACUCCUCUGCU